AAAUUAGUACUUCCGGAAACAAAAAAAACAUGGGUAACGUGUGAGCACUAACAAAUAAUAAUUAAAUAAAUAUUACAAUUCAUAUUAUUUUGAAAAUAUGACACAAAACAUAUUUUAAUCCUACUUAACAUUUUAUUUAAAGAAUGCUGCAUAUUUAAAGGGCGUAUUAAAAGAAAUUGAUAUUUUAAAACGAGUUCUUGAAAUCGAAAGUGAAGUGAUUGCACAACCAGCCAGAAUUCAGCAGAACAUGGCGGACACUCACACUGUGACAGCUGUAAGUAAACCAAAAAUGUAAAGUUAGUAGUUUAAAAGCUUAUAAUAUGACGUAUCUAAAAUUCUUAUCCUUUUAUACAUUUUAUAUUGAUUAAAUGACUGUUAUAUUAGUAAUAAUAAUAUUAUAAAUUAUUAUGUUGUCAUGCAGAAGUCUGAGAAGUGAGAAGUUAUCUUGACUUGACAGUUCCAAACCUUGGUAUUAGUAUUUGUCCUAUUAGUAUUAUUAAAUGAUACAAUUUAUUAUUAAAAUAUUAAUAUUUAGGGGGCAAUAAGCUUGAAGGCUUGGCCAAACCCGGACAACUCAAGCGAUUAAGGGCAGUUUAGUCUAUUCAAACUAUUCUCAGAAUGAUUUUGAUUAUUAGAAUCAUUCUGAGAAUGUUUUAGUUUUAGUCCUGGUAUUAGUACUAGUAACUAGUAGUGAAAUGAAACUGAAAGGGUAAAUUACCAGCCAAAAGCUUUAGUUAACAAGACUAAAAGAGUAUCUGGGCCAGUUAACCUAGCUAUGGCUAUAUGUAGGUACUUGGGUAACAUUUUCUAAAUGAAGGUAUAGCUUUAAGAGAUAGUUGGUUAGAAAGAGCCUGAAAAUGCAAUUCAUUGAUACCAAAUUUAUGUUUGUAGGUCAAUUCUAAAGAAAGUUAUGAUUUUUUUCGUGAAUUAUUUUGGGAUAACUCUGUUAAUUGAGACAUAUUCAUAUAGGAAAAUAUAAAAGUGACUAAAAUAAAAAUUGGGCAGAGAUAUUAAAAAAAGCAGUAAAUUGAAGUUAUUUAAUGACUUAAUGAAGAUAACCAUAACAAACCAUAUAUAUCUGUGAUCGUCAUAACAUUAUCCAAACAGACGUCAUACAAUAAAUUCUAUGGUAUGCUAGAUGAGCUCAUUAAUAUUCAAAGUGGCCGUGAAAUUUCCAUAUGUCAUAUUUGAAUAUGAACAUAACAUGAACAAUAUUCUUCAAAAUAUAGGGUCAUGUAUAUCAAAUUGUUCAUAUUGAAAAAGGGAAAAAUAAUAUGUAGCAUAUGGAAGGGUGAACCAAUGUGUCCAUUAAAAAAUUUAAUUUAUUCUAUAUCUCCGAUAGCAAAUCAAUUUUCGGAUAUUAAAUGUACAAUAUGUAGAUUAUAGUAGGAGUUUUUCUUGCAUAGAGGGUAUCUUUAAAUUCUAUAUUCUUUUUGCUAAGUGUAGCAUUAGUUUUUAUUAGAACCCCUACAAUUAAAAAAGAAUUGUGCUGCUUCAACUAAGGCCUACAAAUUGCAAAUAUGAUUAACAUUAUGAUGUCAUUUGAUAGGCCUUUAAAAAGAUAAAACAAAGUAUUUUUGUGUGUGUGAAGCAUUUCAAAGUAUCAAUUCAUCUAAAUACUAAAGAAAUCUUAAUUUUAAAUCUAUUAGGAAGAUAAAAUAUACUUUUCUUAAUAUUUCCAUGUUACAAAUGUGUCAAGCAUAAAAAUGAUAGUGAGGGUGAUAAAUAAUUACGGCGGGGAGGUGGAUCGUUUACAAAGAAAUAGACCCUACGUCUUAAUAUCUAUAUAAUAUAGGGGCAAUAUAGUGUUCUGUUGGGGUAGCCUACUUCUCACCCAAUAUUAAUAGUCUAAAAUUAAAAAUUUUUGACUGCAGAUCUAUUGACAGUCAACUGGCAAGUAUUGGUCAUAUUUUCUUUGGUUCAUAUUUUAAAUUUAAGCUACUAGGUAGAACUUUAUUAGAUAUUAAAACCAAGAUAACAGACUUUGCUUUUUUUUACAUUUUGCCGGCGAACUCUUGUCUUAUGACAUUUCUGCUGGAAUAAUAAUACCCACUAGUCCGGCGGUCACGUGACAUGCUCACGUGAAUAUCUCCCACACUAUUUGUCCGGUCGCCGGAUGUGUAGACAUCACUGGUCUCUGAAACAAAGGUUAACUUUUUGGAUAUUACAGUCACCCUUCCCAAAGACAGCCUUCUCACUCCACCUGCUUUUAACCUACUGACAGCCACAUCUUUUUACGCUACUCUUCUUCCCACCUUAAAUUCUGUUAGGACUCUAUUCCUUUUGAGAUGAUUGACUAUUUCCGAUGUAGGUCCUAGCCGGAGACAGUACUUACCUCAGCCCUUUUAUGGGUUAAAAAUAUUACUUGUGCUGAUGCCUUCAGGUCUUGUCCGAGUGACAAUGGUGACAGGUCGAAACUUAUUUUCACAUAUCAUCCUCACAAUCUCAUAGCAAUCUCCCACGCCAGAUGGUGUAUCUAGGUGAGACUGGAUCGCACCUCUCUUACAGAUGUACACCUAUGAAAUAUUGCACAAGAUAAUCAGUGUCCCAUCUCAAAACACUUUAAUAGAAGCGACAACAAAGGCUCAAGAGAUUUCAUUUUCUUUGCCAUUGUGUCUUGUGCCAAUAUACCAAAUGGGGUUGACUUGGAGGACAAACUGAUUCAGACUUAUGGGACCUUGAAACCAUUCAUGAAUGUCACGUUCCCAUUCAAUUUUUAAACCUUUUCUCCACUCCCUCCUUGUAACGACCAAUUGCAGUGGGCUUACUCUUCUUCUCUUCCGUCCCCUUUUGCCUGUACUAACUUUCAAAUCUACUUAUGUUCUAUCACAUUCCUCUUGCUGUCCUCUCAAAUACUACAUUGAAGCUGAGUGUUUAUUUUAUAUUGUUUUUACUGUCGACACAUGCAUCCUUUUUUUUUUCAGGUUUUACCAUACUUUGUUUUGCUCAUUUCCUUUUGACUUGGUUAUGUCAUAUUUUAUGUGAUGUAGUAAAUUAAAAUAAAGGCAAAGACUUUUUGUCUUUCAGGAUUUGUAAAUGGUUUGGCAUUGUCACUACCAGUGUUAGUGAACAGUGAUUGUAGUUUAGCCUAGACUUUGGACUAGCAAUUUUAAUUUUAAAAAGACUGCUUAAAACCCAUUUUUUGUAGGAACAAAAGAAUACCAGUGUAUUAUGAUAAUUAUUUUUUCAAUACAUUUUCAAAAUCAUCCUAAAUUAGAUCUAUCAUUUAAAGUUUAGAAAAUUUCAAAAAGAAUUGAUUACUAGCUGUCAUUUGGAUGUUGACAUUUUCUUUUAGAAGAUCAUCGAAAGACUGAAGUUAAAAUGAUAUUCAUGAUUGACAUUUCUUGCUAUCCUGAAGAUUAGGAUAGCAUUUUGAAUACUUGUUCUGCAUCACUCAUUGAUGCAUUUCUUAGUGUAGGAAGGCAGGAAACAAAGUUAACAUGGUACAUUUUUAAAAGCGGUAUUAAUAUAUAUAUAUAUUUUUUUUUCAAAAAUAGAUGUUGUUUCCAGGAAAAGCACCUUAAAAUAUUAACUACUGAAACUAAAUUUAAGCCUAUUUACAAAUACUAUAAAAAUAAAGAUAUGUUUCAUUUCAGAGUUCUGAGAUCCUUAAAAGAUAUGCACUUAAAGUCUCUGUGUCAAGCGUUAAAGAAAGGACUGCCGCCAUUAGAGAUGUUAUAGAUAUUAUAAACAAAGGAGGUAGUAACAGAGAUACCAUUGAACAUUUAUUUUCUGUAGUUUAAGAUAUUAAAUUAAAAUGGUAUGAUGGUCUCCUCAGCCUAUGCCUGUUGUUCAUCAGCUUUUAUUCCAGAUUAUUUCAUUUUAAGUCCAUGCAAAAUAUGCCAGUAAAUAUUUACCUCUACCUAACUACCUUUUUGAGUCCUAUCAUCUCAUUUAUUUCAUUGACCCACCUAUGAAAAAAACAACUUUAAAAAAAUUUUUUUUUUAUUUUUGUUCUUAAGUAGGAAGGUAGUUUAAUGACACCUGUAUUGCUUGCAAAAAUAUAAUCUAAAGUUUUGGAUGGUCUUUUAAAAAAAUUCAAUUUGAAAAGUUUUUUUAAAAAAAUUCAAUUUGAAAAGUUUUUUUAAAAAUAAUCAACUUAUAUAUAUAUUUUUUUUAAAAAAAAAAAGUGAUGGUGGAUUAUCCUCACUUAUUUUAAUUUAUUUCAACAGUUGUCCCCGAAGGUGCUGUUAAAGGAAUAUUCCGAUACCUGACCCAGGCUAUUGGGAUUUACAAAGAUGGUGCUUCUAGACAUGCUGCCCUUACUCUUGUUAGCAGUGUCACUAAAGCACACUUUGAAGCAUCUGUAAAAGGAUUAACUGGAGCUUUAGAAAAAAUUGCCCAAGAUCAGAUAAAAAUUGUGGUGCCAAGGUAGCCAAAAAACAUUAUUUAUUCUCACUUUGUUUUUAUAAUUAAGGUAUUUGAAUGCUAAAUAUAUAUUAAAUAUUAAGAUAUUUUAGCUGAAUAAGUACUACAAUUAAGGGGAAUAUGAUAAUAUAGAUGUAUACAUUUCAAAUGGUUGUUGUAUAUUCACAAUUUUACCAGCCAUAGCUCAUCUGGGGAUGCGUUGUUGGCACUUUCUUGGACCUGCAUAAUCUUAAGACAUGCUUUGGCUGCACCCAAUGGCCUCUCAAGUUCAGCCCUUCAGCAGUUGGUGGGUUUGUUGAAUUAUUAUUUAAAUUUUUGAACUUUCUAAGUUUAAUUUUGUUUUCCCAUUGGCUGUUACAUAAGAGUAAUAGAGCUACCCUUUUUAGCCAAUAAACUGGGGGAAAAAAUAUAAAAGAACUAAUUUUAGAUUUUAUCUCAUUAUGAAAGGUGACUCUGCAAUCUUUCCUUGUCUAUGGGGCAUUGGCUGGAAAUGUUACUGUCAUCAAGAAUGCAACUUAUCGCAAGCUGAGGCGUGUGUGGAAAGAGGUAAAUCCGGUAUAAUCAAAUUAAACAUUUAUUUUAAAAAGAAUUGUUUACAGCCUUAAUAAGAAAAAAACAAAAACUAUCAUAUAUAUAAAUAAGUUAAAAUUUGUUUUUGGGCUUGUGCCGCUUAUGUUUCUAAAUGGAUUUAUGAAUCUUGACCAAACUUGGCACAUAUAUCCAUCAUUAUUCAGAAUCAAAUACUGGGGGGUUUUGAACUUUUUUAUUUUAUUCCGUUUGGGGCCUGGGGGCCCUAAAUUGUUUUUUUUUUUUUCCUUAUAUGAGUUAUUACCAAGAAAUACUCCUCCAUGAAUUUAUGGAUCUUGACCAAACAUAGUACACAUACAUUCAAUUAUCCAUAUUCAAAUCCCAAAGGGUCAUGAACUCAUAAUAUUCCCUCCUUUGGGUCUUGGUGCCCCAUUUCAUAUCUCCUUAUAUAGGCUAUAUAGGCAAUUGGCUUAGACAAUACUAACGAUCGUAUGUGACUUGAUAGAUAUAGGCCUAGUUGAUUAGCAAUACCUUUCAUAGUCCGUAUUGAAAUAUAAGUGCAUUUAAAAUUAAUAAUAUCCAAUCUAUCCAGGGCUGAUCUAGAAUUUUCCAGACAGUUUGAUAAUUUAAAAUGCUAUAUUUAUGGCAUUUUUAAACAGAUUUUAAUGGGAACAUUUUUAACUCCAUUAUUUAUCUGAGUGAUUUUAAUAGGACCCCCUAUCUGAGGCAUAACUAAAACGGUACCCUAUGGAAUGGGCCUCCAUCACAGCCCCUCUUUUAACUGAAAGGAAAAUUUGUUAUAGUUUUUGCAUUUGUUGUUGAAUUUUUCGUGUUAAAAAAAUGAUUACGUAGAAAAAUCAUUUUUGUCACAUUUAAAGGUUAUUAAAUUUAAAAUAGAAUGUCCCAAGUGUUUUUUAGUGUUCCAUGGGGAUAAAUGGUGGGAUCUAAAAGCUUACUGAAAUGUUAAUUUAGUUCUUUCAUUUCUAUACUUUUCCUGGGGAUUAUUAGUCUUCAUACACUCGAAACAAAAAGCAGUCUGCCUAAAGGUACUUUUACCAUGAAAGAGGGUUUCACGUGUUAAUUGAAAUGGGAUUUAUGUGGUUGUGGGCCGUAGAUGCCGCUCCUGUUAUAUAGGCAAAACUGGUUGAAGAUUAUCAGAUAGGCUCACUUAACAUCUUCGUGAUAUUGAAUGGGGUAAACUUUCCCCGUCUCAUCACAUUUCAGCGGAGAUAAACAUAAAGGGACAUUAGAUUUAUCCAUCAUGGUAUGAAUUUCCUGAACUAACACACCAGAGAGAGUUAGAAUGGAAAGCAAAUUAAUUCAGCUUUCGGGCUCAAAAUCACCAUAUAGAAUUAAUCAAAUACUCUCCUUCUUCUUCUUCUUUAUUUUGAGGGCCCACGAUCAAUGAAUUGAUCAUUCUGGCUCCUAUGUUUCAGAGGGGUUUGCGAUGUUACUGUGCAUGGGUUUCAAUGGGAUGCUUCACUGGUUGCAAGGGCAACUCAGCAGUGGUGUUAUGAACUGGGGGUUGGAAUACAGGCGGCAAUAGUGUCGAGUGUAGCCGCCUCAACUGUUGCUUUUGGAAGCUUGUUCCAGUCCCCUAUUGUCUUCGGCAGGAAUGAGGAGCUCCUGUACUUUGUUCUUGUUUUUACCACUUGUUUUUAUCCUACUAAUGAUUCUCAAUUUCCCUGUACUUCUUAUAUUUUAUAUAUCUUAAAAAUAUUUUUGUCCAAUAAGAUUUAAGAUCUAUUUUUCACCGUAACAGUACAUAUAUUUCCUGUAAUCUGGGUUUUUCAAACUCCAACUUCUUGCAAUAACAAUGGAGAUCACUUGAGUUUUUAACUAGUUUCUAUUUCUUGUUGUAUUUUCAUUUAUCCUGUCAGCUGAGGAAGGCUCUUAGCCAAAAUGUUCAUAUCUUAUUGUCCUGUCUUCAGAUUCAAGCUUCAACAUACCUUGUUCUGCUAUUUCCUUUACACAGCUUGAAUGUAGUCCAUCAUUUAUUUUAGAUUAUUCUAGAAGCUUUGAUUUUUUCUAUACUCUGUUUUUAAUAUUAUAUAAAUGCCAUUCUCAUGUUUCAUUUACUUUCAUUGAGUUUCCUGGAAUGUUAUGGAAUGAGAAUAAUAGAAAAAUUUUGGAAGUUUCUAGAAAGUUCCAAAUUACUUGUCCAUUAUUAUGGCCUAAGCUGUGUACAUAAAAGAAGUUGAAGGUGCUUAGAUUAUGGUGGUAUAUACGUCUAGGUGUUUUAAUGGGACCUUGGCGUUGGUAAACAUGCCCAUCAUAAUCCCACCAGGGAACAAGAUCCUAAAGGGAAAUGAGAAAAUGUAUCAAAACAGAGAAUAGAUCCCAAACUGGAUCCCAAACUGGAUCCCAUACUGGAGAAAGGAAUGGAUCCCACUGGGGAUCAGGAUUUGGCAGAAAAUGGGAUUCCUUUGGGAUCGUAUUUUAUAAAUGUGAAUUUUUUAGGAGAAAAUUUAACAUUUUAACUUUUUCUUGGCAAUUUUUUUUUACAGGCCUCUUAAUUUGGUUGUUCGCUAAAAGGCUGUAGAAGGUUUUUUUUUUUUUUUUUUUUUUUUUUUUUUUUUUUUUGGUUUCUUUCAAAUGCAACCCAGGCCACGCCGGGUAUAUUGACUAGUUUCUAUAUAAAUGUAUGAAAUUGUGUGUUUAAUUUAAAAUUGUUUUAAACCAUUAAAUUUUUUGUUAAAAUUUUCUUACCAUUGCAAAGGGGCUUUAAUCUUUAUACAUGGGAUUUAGAGUCUCAAAUUAAGAUAACUAUAUUAAAAAAUGGAUUGUAUGCAAUGUAAUUACGUUUCUACACCUUUGAUUGGUUGUAUUGGGUGGUGACCCUGAUGUUUAUAUAACUUAAUGACACAAUAUCUAUUUGAAAAUUCAAACUGAAUAUAAAGGUAGGACAUGCUUGCGUGACUGUCCUUGGAAUAGACUUGCAUGCAUAUUUAAGUAAUUGUUGAAAUGAAAUGUAUAUGAUUUCAGGUACCAAGUUCUGUAGGGAAAUAUGCAGAUAUUGUGGCCCAACUGGAGCAGUCCUCAUUCAACCUGCCAUUGAUUGGACUCAUCAUGAAAUAUCUAGCUGCCAACAAGCUUGCAGACAUCAUUCAAAAACAUAAGGUAUGGCGGGGUUGGAUAUGAUCAGUUUUCCCAGAAUCUUUCUGAAAUCACAGAUAAUAAAGUACAUAGUGGAAACUUACAAAUUUAAAUGUAGAAUUUAAGAAAUUGAUUUGGUGUUUCUGAUGUAUGUGAAUAUUUACAUAGCAGCUAUUUAAAGUAAAGGUCCACUAAAUUUCACUGAGUAUGUUUAUUUUCACAGACUGUGUUCCUGGAUAUUUAUAUGAAGCAAGUAAUUUCUAGCCGAACAGUUCCUAGUAAAGCAGUUUUGGUGAGUAUUAUUUUUUAAUUGUACAAUAUAUUUUUUAUAAAUCUCAGUGUUUAUUGGUGAUUGAUUUUACUUUGAUAACAAUUUCAAAGUUUCUAAAUGAUAAUAGUUAUUACCUUAUUAUACAUUGUGUUCUAUUUUGAAGCUUAAAAGUUAAUAAUUCUUUCAAUUUUAAUAAUGUGUGUUUAGCCUCUGACACUGUCAUAUUUUUUAAUUGAAUGUUUGAUUUGAAAUUUAAACUAAGUGGUUUCUACAUAAAGUGUUCCACCUUUGUGCCAAACAUUUUAUAGAAAUCAUCAAAGAGUUGUUUUUUUAAUAAAUAUAAUCAUUUCCAUUUAAAAUAAAAGUUGUAACUGCAGCUAAAUUUUCAAUAUAAUUGAUUAUAUGCAUACUUCUUUGAGAGAGCAUUAUUAUAGAUUACCAAUAGCCUCUGAAAUAACACUAUUUUUGUGCAAUUAAGUUUAUUUUUACCCUAAAAAUUUGUUAAUUGCAAAAGAUUUGUAUAAAAUAAAAUCUGUUACGUGAACUAUUUACAAUAUCAAGAUCCAAUUAUUUCCAUUGUUACACUUGUCAAGAAUUAAUUCAAUUCUGUUACUGUAAUUUUAAAGACUAGUUUAUUUUUUGUUGUUGCAAAAUUUGUGUUUUAAAUUCUAUGCCAUUUUUAUUUGAUAGUUUAAUAACACUGAGCUGCUUCGUCACGUCUCCCAUGAGGAAUUCAAGGACCUGAUCCUACCUGCUGUACAGAAAGCAAUGUUGAGAAAUUCUGAAAUCAGUCAAGAAAGUAAGCAGUAAUUCUUGUAGGCCUGUACUAUAUUAUUCAUGUUGUUCUUUUACUCCAGCAAUCUGUACAGUCAAUAUGUUAAUCACAAUAAUUAUCUAAAAAUUUAUUUUGUCUUUGAAAUUUCUUUUCGAGCCCUAAUUUUAUAGAUGGUAUUGUUUUGAAAAUUCUUGCUUUGGGUAUCUUAACGAUGUGAAUUUUAAAUCUCAUUUUAGCUAUUAGUGAGCUGAUCAGCAGUGUCAAGUUAGACUUGAGUCAGUAUGCCAUGGACAUUGUCAAGCUGUUUGCUGGUUAGUAGCAUUUCUGAACAGAACCAAAAACAAUUAAUGUUUUAUAAUAUUGUGCACUUUCCGUUAGCACCAAUAAAUAAUAAAUUUUGGGUUGUCAAAAGUUUCCUGCUAGAUCUAAAUUAGUGAUAAGGUUUUAAAAACUGGAAAAAUACAGUUCCUUUUAAGCUACCAUUGAUGUCCAAGUCAUAUUAUAUUGCAACUAAUUAUUGGUUUACGAAAGGGACUAAACUAACCUCUGUUACAUCCAGCCCAAUUUUUUAUUAUGAAACAUUCUCAUCCAUCUCUCAGAUUCUAACAAAACUUAAGGAAUACAUUUCAUUUGUGAUUAUCAUAAUGUGAAAUAUGUAUUAUAAAUAGUUUUUAAAACAUUGAAAGCUCACUUUAAACAGUAACAGUGAGAGCUCAAUAUAAUGUGCUAAUUUUGGCAGAAUAAUGUGAUAACAUUAAUGACAAUAUUCCAUGCAAAUAAAUUUUGGAUUUUUUAAAUAGCAAUGACAUAAGUCAAUUCAUCUUUACAAACAUUAGUUCAUUAUCUCUUGUGGUUAGAAAGGCAUUGAAUUAGGACUAGUUUUAAACAGGAUUUGUCAUUGUGUUGUAUAAGAAUAUAUACCCCAUUUUUUCCUAUGUACUUCAAUAAAAUAUUUUCAUGUUAAUGAAAGAUGUCAUUUCAUUAACCAUGAUAUGAAAUUGUAAUUUAUAUCCCAGUGCAUGUUAAGGCCUGGUUCCACUUGUACCUAUCUAUACAUGAUAUUUUUUUAUCUUAAAUUCUGUUAAAACUAAGAAGAUUACACUUUGGCUUCUACAUUUCUCAGAUAAAUAUUAACAAGUAAAAUUAAUGCACAUCCCUGCAUGUUUUCUGAUUUCAUAAAGUGAUAUUGUUUAGCCUUAAAACUGAAUAAUUUAUAACUAAGUUACACACAAUUUUAAAGUCCAUCUACUGCAUCAAGCCACAUAAAUAGCAGCAGGGCACACCCUUCAAAAGAUGUGUUUAACAAUGUGUUAAACAUAGAUUGUUUAGUUCUGGGAAAGGAGUGGAGAUGGGAAAAAUAAUGCUAAACCUUGAAAGUGUACUGUCUUGUUGAUUGGGCAUCAGCUGUUGAAUUCUUGACAUGCAUUCUAUGUAGGACCCAUUUCAUCUAAAGAAGAAGCCAACAGAGUAGUGGCAGUGCAGGCCAUAAGAAAUCUAGCAUCUCAGUGCAGUGAUCCUGGAGCUGUAGAGAAGGUUGCCAAUCACCUUUUCAAAGUUCUUGGGGGUAUGAAGGUUUUUUAAAAUUCACAUACAGAUUUAUUAUAUUAAUCAUGGAUUUUCUUUGACAAUUUUUUGAUCUAAGUAAAGCUAGUAUACCACCCAGUGGUUCUCUAACUAUUAAUAAUGAGCAAACACAAUGAAUUAAAAAAUGUCCUUAUAUUUAAAAUUGACAUACCGCACAAUUUUUAAAUAAUGCCAGAUUCCUGGUCUUAUUCCUAAAUAAUCUGUUGUUCUUAUAAACCAGGUUCUGAGGGUAAGCUGACAUUUGCAGACCAAAAAAUCAGUGUACUUCAGGGAAUUGGCAACUUGGUCUACAAUACAGUUAGCGGCACCAGUUCUCUUCAGUCUCUGAGCACAACUAUAUCUGAGAUGUUUUUACCCACUUUACAACAAGAAGGUUAGCUUCACUGUUUGUUUUUUAAAAUGUAUUUUUGUUUUUAUUUAGUGAUGUUACUACAUUUAAAAUCAAACAAAAUCAUUUUUUUUUUUUAAAUGUAGAUUUUUUUUUGUUCAUCUGAAUGUUUAAAGAAGGGUUGUAAUUAAGUAACUAAAAUAAAUGACUUGUAGUAUAGUUUGUACUUGAAGUUAAAAAAUGCAACUUUGAUUUACUCGGCCAUUGCCAAAGUUCAAAAACAGUAUUAUAACUAUAAGCAGCGUCCCACCCUCAUGUCACUUGUAGAAAGCAUCUAGCAAGUUUAAUGUACUUUUAGCAUAUACUCUGCACAGCCAGAAAGCACCUGGCAAGAUUAGUGCACUUUCAGCCUUUACUUUGCACUGCCAGAAAGCACCUGGCAAGAUUAGUGCACUUUUAGCCUAUAAUCUGCACAGCCAGAAAGCACCUGGCAAGAUUAAUGUACUUUUAGCCACUACUCUGCAAGUUCAAAAAUUUCUAACUUGCUAUUUCAAAAAGUUUUAUUGCUGAACUUACUUAUGUGUGACCUAUUAACACACACACACACACACCCACCCCAUGCCCCAUUGAAAAAAAAAAGAUUUAAAAAGAAAAGAAACAUGACAUUACAUGCCAGUUCUCUUGUUCCAAUAUCAUGAAUGAGAGGGAUGGGAAAGGUGCUAUUUUUCAUUUCUUAAAUUAUUUAUUAAAUUAUUUUGCUUCUUUUCAAUCAGUCCACGAAGGAACCUUGAUCCACACCUUGUCGAUGCUGAGCCUAUGGUGCUCAAAAUUCUAUACACAUGUUCCUGACAAAUUGUUACUUUGGUUUCCAGUAAGUCCAACAAUAGUUUCAAAAGCUGAAUCAAACACAUGCAUCAGAGCAGAAAGAUAUAAUUUUUUGUGCUGUAUAGUAUUUGAAGGGCAUGAUACUAAUUGGUUUUAGUGUUCCAUGUAUAUAAAAAAAAGUUUGUUUUAUGAACAUAGUUGGUUUAGAAUAGUUUUAGCCUCAUUGAAAAAUUUAAUUGAAAUAGAAUAUCUAUUUGUUAUGCAAUAAUUAAAUAACUCUUUCCCUACGGAAUUUUUUUAUUGAAAAAAUGUACAUUUUUUUUAAGAGCGAAGAAAUAGAGGUUGGGUUUAUUAAAAAACAUUUAAAAUAUUAUUCUUUAGUUUAUAAAACUAAACUUGGUGUCAAAUGAAGGGUAAUUGAAAGGACUAUAUGUUUGUACACUUGUUUCUUCACUUUAAAUAAAAAGACUUACAGAAAAGAACCAUAAAAUGUAAAAAUAUUUUAUGCUAAACCAUUUUCCCCAAAACCCUAUGAUGUACGCAAACCUCAACUUCACUUUUAUAACUCAAUGCCUCUAAAAUACUACUAUCGGAAUUAUGAGAUGCAUCUAAAUAUAAAUCAUCUUCACUAUCAAAAGAAAUAGUAUAAAACAAUUCCAAAGCUUUUUUAACUGUUAAUCGUCUAGGAAACUUACCUACAAGGGCCUAGAGUAGUCAUAGCAACAGUAGAAUAAAAAGACCCGAAGAAAAUCGUCAAAAUAAUGCUUCAAAUGACAACAAAGAAACCUUGGUUUCGCUUGUAAACAAUGAAAUACCACUCUUCUAUGUAGAAGUCUUAUUUAAAAAUAGCUCUUAAAAAGUUUAACCAAGAAAUAGCUAAGAAACAAACAUGAGAUUGAAACACCACUCUUCUAUAUUAAAGUCUUAUUUAAAAAUAGCUCUUAAAAGGUUUAACCAUGAAAUAGCUAAGAAAAAACCAUGAGAUUGAAACGGCGCACAGCGCGUCGCUCCGGGCUUUUGAGAACGGCGGAAGAACGCAGUGUGCGUUGUUCCGCAUGGAAAGAGUUAAGAAACCUUCAUGCAGUCUUAAGCUGUAGGUAAGAUAAUCUUUAUAUACUAUGUCAUCUAUUCUAUUUUACUACCACAGAAAGGAAUCAGUUUGAAAACAUCCACAUCUGGUGUCAGAAAUGCCUACAUAAGGUGCAUGAAUGCUGCGUUUCAUGGUAACUAUUUGUUGUAAUUGAACUUUAAUUUUCAAUUAAGUGAUAAUUCAUGCACGAUAGACUUCAACUAGACAUUUUUAUCUGAUAUAACUGGAUCAAACUAUUUUGAACCUUUCCUAUAUUUUGUUAAUGAUUGAUGUGAACAGAAAUUUGCUAAUGUGAUAGGGUCUUAAGAUUUAAAUUUUGUAUACAGCCCUUCCAUUUGCUACUUCUUCCAGGUGAUACUCUCCAACAGGCAACCACUAGUGUCUUACCUAUUCUAAUGCAGACCUUAGAUAAAGCUGAGAAACAGCCCACUUUGCCCCAGCUAAUGGCAGAGGCUGUGACUGCAUCUUGUCUGCUUAUUAAAAUUUCCAUGGCAGACAUUCAAGCAGGUCAGUUUGUCAAUUUAAUUUUAUCUAUUUCACUUUCCUGUUUCCAUAAGGAAUUUUUAAGAUUUAAAAUUUCUGUUGUAUUUCAUAUAAAUGUAUAUAAGUGCAUUGACAGACAUAUUUUAUUUAACAUUAAAAAAUGUAAUUCAUUAAAUGUUUCUAUUAAGUUGACUGUUGAAAAAAUAUGAGAAAUUUAUUUUAAUGAGUUAAAACCUAGAUUUUAUAUUCAAUUUUUAAGUUCAUUUGAGAAUAAUUUAUCCAUAGAAACCAAAUUGGGCCCUUUUUGGAAUAUCAUAUUUGACAGCAAAAAACAGUACCUUGUCAAUGAAAAGUUCCUUGCUUCUGCAUCAGGAGAAAGUAAGUUUUAUAAAUGAUCUUUUAAAUUUUUACACAUCUUUUAAAAAACAGUUGCUUUGAAAUAUUGUACAUCACAAAUAUUGGUGGGCCAUUUAUGUUUGCGUUUAUGUAAUUGAUAGAAAUGAAAGUAGUAACAAAUUAAAAAGUUUUUUUUCCCACUAGUAUUUACAACAAUCCUUUUUGUAUCACCUGUGUCACAAUCAUUUUUCAGCACUUCAAAGCCUGAUCUUUCUUAUAGAAAGAUUAAUUUUGGACAAUCCCACCAAGAUGACAGAUGAAGUAGCCAGGUAAUUUUAGAUUAUUUUAAGACCAUACCAUUUAAAUUUUUAAAAAUUUUGACAUAAUUGGAAAAAAUUAAAUACAUUUAAUUUCUUUAUUCAUUCUACCUGAUUUUUUGUUUUCUCUUUCAGACCAUACUACAGGGCUCUCAUUUUCUGCUUGUGUCGACGUUCAUGGGCCGUGAGACAUGCUGCUCAGAACACAACCAAAAAACUUCUAGCCUUGUUGGGGGGAGCCAAAACUGCCAUUUCUCUGAUCCAAGAGUUUCAGAGAGUUUUAGAAAUACAGAAAGUAAGAAAUAGGGUUCUGUUUAGUUUGAAAGAUUAACGGGAGGUGCGGGUGAGAAAUCGGCGAAAAGGUGAAUUUUUGAGUAUUUCUGGAUUUUUACAUAUUUGGUUUCUAGAGCCAUUUUUUUAUAUAAAUAACUUUUAAAAAUUUUGAAAAUUAUUUUAGAAAAUAUUGUAAAAUAUAUUUUUUCUGACCCUAUAAAUGUGUAAAUAUUCAUAUUUUUACGAUUAUUCGGUGUUUUCAGCGAUUCAUUUCAUGUACUAAAAUUCGCUCAACCACCUCAUAUUUGGUAUCAAUGGAAAGUUUGACUUUUCCGGAAUAAGAUAAAUAUAGAUUCCCGCCAAUACGAAAUUUACCGAACCCUUCAAUCGCCUUUGUAUCCAACAUACAAAAAGGUGUUUUCCUGACCUACUUAUGGAGUCUCCCAUUUACGAAUGCAUAAACCUUGAACUUGGAAUAAAGCAAGCAUUUUGAUUGGUUACAGCUGUGGAAAGUUACCAAUAGUUCUACUUCCGUAAGUUCCGUUUCGAACCCUAGUAACGCCAUCACUUCACCUCUAGAUGCGGAUGGAGCAGCUACAAUCGUUAUUUAUUCAAUGGAAGAAGUGCUUAGAUUUUAAAUUUAAAUUUUAUAUAAUUCAGUGAUUAAUGACAAUACAACAUUGUUAUUGAAAUGCCACGUAAAAGUGUUUCUAAACGUUCUCUGCAUCUUGAAAAUGCAAGGAAAAGACGUAAAAUUGAAGGUGGGCCUGGUUCUUUGUCUCCUGUGUCUGUGGUCACUGUGGACGUGGAUUUGAAUCAGGCUAAUUCUAAUAGUAAUAAUAGUAACAUUUUAAAUAGUUCAUGUAAUUCAAGCACCACACCAACUACUAGUAGUCACUGUUGUACUAGUUUAAGCGCUAGUGAUGGUGUAAUGGCCACAACAAAUGGUCCAAAUAAUUUUCAAGCUUCUCAACAAGCCAGCGUUUCAUCGAUACCAGUAUCAGAACCAUCUACACCAGUACAAGUGUCCUCUACCCCAUGCUCUUCUCCGGGUACUUCUGCAGACAGUGAGUUAGAUCUGACCCGGUCAGAGAAGAAAAUAAAUGCAUGGAUAAAUCAUUUCUCGGCCACAGAGCCACUUUCAUCAACAGGCAACAUAAUUGUGAGUGUAACACAGUUACAAAUACUUAUUGAAGACUUUCCAUGCCCAACCUGUGGGGCUAAACCACCUGUGUUAACAGCAAAAGAGAAACAAACAAUGGGUAUGGCUGUUACAUUUGAAAUUGUAUGUACCUAUUGUAAGGAUAUUAUAAAAACCUGGUGGUCUUCGACAAGAGACCAAAACAAGAAAAGCUUUUUCCAUAAAUCAUCAGGCAGUAUUGGCAAGCCUCCUAAGCGGUAUGGGAGCAACUCUUUUCAAUAACUUUUGUGAGACAUUUGAUCUAUCUGGAAUGCACCACACGUCAUUUCAGGCCCUUGCACGUAUUAUAUAUUCUUUAAACGGAGAACUUUGAGACGCUGUUUUCAGCAAAGCCGCAUACGUUGUAAGGGUCGAACAUAAGAAGCUUUUACAUGAUCAAUCAGUUGAAUCAGAAAAUGAAACACUCGAUAUAGCUGUAAGCUAUGAUGGCACAUGGCUGACGAGAGGACACACCUCUCUGAUAGGGAUCGGUUGUGUCAUUGAUGUCCUAACAGGCCUUGUUUUGGACGCCCAUGUUAUGUCCUCUUAUUCCCAAAUGUGUGAGAAGAUGAGCAGCAAAAAAGCAACAGCACCAAAAGCUUACGAAGAAUGGCAGAGAGAACAUCUAGGUUCUGGAAAAUGCAAUUCAAAUUUCAAUGGUAAUUAUACAUCCUUAUUGAUUUAAUUUUAUUACUAUAAUUCUUAAUUAAAACAUUUUAGGUGGAUAUAACAAUUUCUCAAUGCUCAUUUUAUAGUAAUAAUUCUUUCUAUUUUUAAUGAGUAGCAAACUAACAUUAAAUGCCUUUACUUAUUUUUAUUUUCAAUAUUUAUUAUUUUUAAAAGUAUAUUUGAAAUUGUGAAUAUCUUAACUUUUUAUUUAAAUUAAUUCUUUCUCAUUAUUUCUAGGAACUUCAGGUAUGAUGGAGGUUCAUGCCACAAGAGUUUUGUGGAUGAGGAGCAUCCGACUACACAAGAUGCGUUAUACAACUAUGUUGUCAGAUGGUGACACAAAGGCCCACACAGAGUUGUGUCGCCUGAGACCUUAUGGCCCUGAUGUAGAAAUAAAGAAAGAAGAGUGCAUUAACCAUGUAUGCAAACGGUUAGGCUCUGCUCUACGAAAUGUCGUUACCGACUCGUCCAAAAAAAAGGUAACUUUGGGGGGAAGAGGCAAGGGCAGACUUACUCAAAAUGCCAUAAGAAGGCUGUCGAUUUAUUAUACAAGGGCAAUAAGAGGACAUAAGACUGCAGCAGAUAUGAAAAGGGCGAUAAUGGCAUCCCUCCAGCAUUGCUUUUCAACAGAUACAAAUCCACAACAUACUUUGUGUCCCACUGGCGCAGACUCAUACUGCUUUUAUAAUUCAGCGCUAGCUCGACAUGAGUUUCCUGGAUCACAUGAACGCCAUGUUCACACACCAUUGGAUAGGAAUCUCCUGGAAAAAUAUCUUAUUCCAAUUUAUGAAAGGCUUUCAGCACCAGAACUAUUGGUCAGGUGUGAAUUAAAAGGUACACAAAACACUAAUGAAAGUUUGCAUUCUGUUAUAUGGUCUCGAUGUAGAAAAGACAAUUUUUACUUGAGGCAGCGAGUGGAAUUUUCAGCCUACGUAGGCGUAGCAGAUUACAACUUUGGACCUUCAUUUCUGCAUGUUUUAAAAAGGGACAUUUAUGGAUUAGAACAAUCUGAUUAUUCUGACAGGCUGAAAAAUAAACGAGCCAAGAAAAGACUGUUGCUAAGUCAAAAUCGAAAAAAAGAAAAGGCGGACAAUAGAAGAGAAAAGGUGAGAGAGGCCAGGAGGAAGAGGCAAGAGGAGCUAGAAAAAGAUGAGGGAGGUCCAGCUUAUGCUGCUGGACAGUUUUAGUGCCAGUUAAAAUUUAAAAAAUAAAUUUUAAAGUCUAUUUUCUAUUCAUUUUGUCGUUUUUUCCAUUUUUCCGCAGUUUGUGUUUUUUGUCACAUAAAUGCUUAUAACUUUUUCAAUUAUUAUCCAAAGUAAACCAUAUUUUCACAGUAUGUUCUUUAUCCAUAAAUAAAGAUUUGAAUAACCUAACUUUUUGAUAUCUUUCAUAGAAAAGAAAAUACAUUACAAUCUUUCACCCCUACCCCUAAAUUUUUCAUAAAAAAUAGUGACACAUUUUGUCAUUUUUUAUUUUUGAAACUAUAAUAGCCAUAGAAAAGUCCUGUUAUUCAAAGUUUUAUUACAUGUCAAAUGAUCUAUUUUUGAAAUUUGAAAGUCAUAACUUCAGACAUAAAAAAGCCUUAGGGUUUUAAAAUUCACACAAAAAAACAAAAUGGCGGAUGUUUUUAUCAAUUACCAUGGAUACCGAAGUAAUUUUGUAAAAAAAAAAUAUUGGUUUUUACGUGGAUUGAUACCACCAACAUGAAUAUUAUAUUUAAAAUCAUACCAGAAGUCAAAUGUGAAUUUUAGAUUUUUCACCCACACCUCCCCUUAAAUAAUGCAAAAAUUACCAUUUUAUUGAUUUGAAAGUUAAGUGUUUUGAUAAUACGGCUAAGUGUAAUUUUAAGAAUUUUUUAAGAGUGACAUAAACAAUCUCAUUUCCCUAUGCAUAGAUUGGUUUGUUGGGUACUACUACUAAUAUCUUCAAUCUCAUUUAGGCAUGUUUCUUUGGCUAUGGGGGGGGGGGAUGAGUAAGGUUUUUUUCUGUAUAUAGGGUGUUAGUGUGGAAUUGGAAUUGUGGUAGAUAUGUAUAGUUUAACUCCUGGAAACACUUCAUUGAUUUAAUAUAAAAAUUAAAAUACAUUUUGUACAUUAAAAUUUUUAAUAAGAAAAUGUAACAUAUAGUUCUUUUAAAUCAGAGCAAAAUGUUAGUUCUUAAGUUCUGCAAAUGUAUUUCAUUUAACUUUAACAAAAUAUAUAAUUGCUACAGCAUGGCCUUUUUGUUUCACUCAACUUUCUAGUAUUGUGAACAUAACACCUGUAUUUUUAUAAUUGCAUAAUUCUUGAUUUACUCACCUAAGAUUUCAGAACUUCACCUGGCCCAGGCCAAAGAAGAAGAAAAUACUAAAUCGGAGGGAUCUGAAAAUGCAAUGUUUAGCAAAGUAGUGAACCCUGCCAUCAUAGCAUCAACUCUACAGACCAUCUGUGCUGUGGAGAGGGUGGACCCUAAAGAUGCUGAGACGAUUGCAAUGACCACCCUUAUACCUGCUCAUCAUCCAUACAUUGGUAUGUAUUCCUUAACCACACAUCACAAGUUCCCCAACCGUUAAAAGCACAUGCCUCAUCAAACAGAAUGAUAAAGUGUCAUGUAUAUUGCAAACUGAUUAUAGAAUAGUAUGAAAAGCAUUAAUAACAUUUUAAAAAAUAAGCUAUUCUGGUUCUUUAUUAUCACGCAUCUUGAAAGUCCAAAGCAAAUUUGGCUAUUUACAGUUGGCUGACAUUGAUUUGGUAAAACUUUUUUGUCUGAUCCAUUAAAGAUUGGGGUGAGGGCCACAGACUAGAAGGAAGAUUAAAAUUAGCAAAAAAGUUACCUAUGUACAUUAUGAUUGCUUGUUUAUUGUUGUUUUAGUUUUUGAAAAGUAAUUACUAAAAUGGUAAAUAUAAUCCAAUAAUUCUUAAAUCGCCAGUGUAUGUGAGGAAAGACUUGUGGAUCACUAUCAUCAAGGCCUUGAACCUAGACCCAGCAAUAUUUGUGACAAAAUAUGCCCAGGAAUGUUUGGCCUUGUUGAAAACAGGGGACAGACUUUCAGAGGUAACUCCUAUGUACAUUUAAUGUUUUUCAAAUAACAUUUCUGUAGCUUUUUAUGUGAAAAGAUAUCAUAUUUGUAAAAUAUAACCCUAUUUAUGAUGAUUUGGGGUUGCAGGCUGAAGAGAAUGCAGUGUCCACCCUAGCUCUGGUAAGCCCUAGGGUCAUCGCACCAGAGCUUGUUACAUAUGUCAAAGAUUUACUGGCCAAUCCAGCCCUGGCGCUGGUCACCAAUGAUGAUUAUGGAAUCUUCCUAACACCCGACGGUGAGCUUUAUGACAAAGCCAUCCUUGAAAGGUAUUUGAAAUUUAUUGGUUAUUUAUUAUAAAAUAAUUAUAUAUUUCUUAUUUAAAUAAUUAUUAUGAAUUCAACCAGUUUAUUUUAAAAGUGCAAUAGUGUUGAGAGGUUGACUUAUUUUGGUUCAUAAUAUCCUUGACAAAAAUCCUAUCUUUGUCUUGAAAUAAUUCUUUGGUAAGGAACAAAUGUAAAAUGGGCAUUUCUUACUAGCCUUUUAAUAAUAGCAUUUGAUUUUUUAAAUAGUUUUUAUGAAUUGUUUGUUAAUGUGAAAUGUUAACUUUACAGUGAUAAAUGUCGAAUUAUCUGAUGAGGUAAGUGAUAUCAAUAUUUUCUUUCAUGACAGUGCCCUGAAAAGUGCAGCAGGAGAUCAGAACAUUAGAAGAGAAAACAAACUCUACUCCUAUGCUGAUCAGAUGGCUGAGCUAGAGAUGAGAAAGGUAUGAGUAAGGAACUAAAUAAUAAAAAUAAAAUGUUGUACAACUUCUCCUCUACAAAUGCUGAUAAAAAAGAAACAUUACAAGGUUGUUUUUUAGGGGAGAAAGAUGCAAACUUGAAUUAAAUCAGAUCGAAGUAUGUAGGAAUUAUAUAUUAUAUCAUAUCCACAUGUGUCUACUGAAAUAGUUUCACCAACCCCUUUAUCAUUUAAACCAUUUGACCUAAAUUGUCAUGUCAUUCCCCCCCCCCUUUUUUUUUUCUCCCUCUUUAUUAAAUAUGAUGUCUUUUUAACAUAACUUGUCCCCCUUAAUUGUGAUGUCAUCCCUCCAUUUAAUUGUGAUGUCAUCCCUCCAUUAAAUUGUGAUGUCAUCCCUCCAUUAAAUUGUGAUGUCAUCCCUCCAUUAAAUUGUGAUGUCAUCCCUCCAUUUAAUUGUGAUGUCAUCCCUCCAUUAAAUUGUGAUGUCAUCCCUCCAUUUAAUUGUGAUGUCAUCCCUCCAUUAAAUUGUGAUGUCAUCCCUCCAUUAAAUUGUGAUGUCAUCCCUCCAUUUAAUUGUGAUGUCAUCCCUCCAUUAAAUUGUGAUGUCAUCCCUCCAUUAAAUUGUGAUGUCAUCCCUCCAUUUAAUUGUGAUGUCAUCCCUCCAUUAAAUUGUGAUGUCAUCCCUCCAUUAAAUUGUGAUGUCAUCCCUCCAUUAAAUUGUGAUGUCAUUCCUCCAUUAAAUUGUGAUGUCAUCCCUCCAUUAAAUUGUGAUGUCAUCCCUCCAUUAAAUUGUGAUGUCAUUCCUCCAUUAAAUUGUGAUGUCAUCCGUCCAUUAAAUUGUGAUGUCAUUCCUCCAUUAAAUUGUGAUGUCAUCCGUCCAUUAAAUUGUGAUGUCAUUCCUCCAUUAAAUUGUGAUGUCAUCCGUCCAUUAAAUUGUGAUGUCAUUCCUCCAUUAAAUUGUGAUGUCAUCCCUCCAUUAAAUUGUGAUGUCAUUCCUCCAUUAAAUUGUGAUGUCAUCCCUCCAUUAAAUUGUGAUGUCAUUCCUCCAUUAAAUUGUGAUGUCAUCCGUCCAUUAAAUUGUGAUGUCAUUAAUCAGGAUAUAGAGAAGAAGAAAGGCAAAAAGCCCCAAGAGGCACCAAAGCUAACAAAGAAACAAGAAGAGCAACUUGCGGCUCAGAAACAGAAAGAAGCUGACAUAAGACAAAAGCUUAGAGUGGUAAGGUGUAUUUCACAAUGCCUUGUUUUUACAAAGUGAUAGGAUAAUGGAUCCAGGGAAUCUUCUGUGUUUUAAAUGAUUUUAAAACAUUCUGUAAGAAAAUAAAAUCUUUAAAAGAAAACAGGGGUGGGGGGGGGGGUCUGUAAACUCCCAAUUGAAUGUGCCAAAAUCCAUAGGUUCAAAGUAAUGUAUUUAUCUUGAAUUAUCAAUGAUGUGCAAUAAUUUUGUUCUCAUAUUCUCAUGAAAUUACAAGUAGAAAUAUACAUUAAUAAAUGCCUCACAUGUUGAAAAUUAUUUUUUUUACUCUGUCAUUCUGUUAGACAGGAGACAUGCAUGUAUUUCAUCAUAGAAGUUAUGUUAUCUUUGCAUCCACAGUUAAACAGAACAGUCUUGUGCUCUUGCACAAUCGUCGAGGCCCUACUGCGGGUAAUCAACGAUGAGAUCUCCACCUACGUGAAGGAUGUGUAUGACUCCAUUGUCCCAUUGCUCAAGUCACCAUUGGCAUCACCGCCUUGCUGCAAUCUGUUUGUCAGCAUGGGCCGUGCAGCAUUUGAGGAGAAGAGUUUAGGUAUUACUGCCAGAUUGAUUUUAUGUUGAAGGGUUUUGGUUUGCACCUUAGUGGUACAUAGAUGGUUGCACUUGGCUCAUUGUGCUACAUAGAUGGUUUCUGUUGGCUCUUUGUGGUACAUAGAUGGUUUCUGUUUGCUCUUUGUGGUACACAAAUGGUUUCUGUUGGCUCUUUGUUGUACACAGAAGGUUUCUGUUGGCUCUUUGUGGUUCAUAGAUGGUUUCUUUUGGCUCUUUGUUGUACACAAAUGGUUUCUGUUGGCUCUUUGUGGUACAUAGAUGGUUUCUGUUGGCUCUUUGUUGUACACAAAUGGUUUCUGUUGGCUCUUUGUGGUACAUAGAUGGUUUCUGUUUGCUCUUUGUGGUACACAGGUGGUUUCUGUUGGCUCUUUGUUGUACACAGAAGGUUUCUGUUGGCUCUUUGUGGUUCAUAGAUGGUUUCUUUUGGCUCUUUGUUGUACACAAAUGGUUUCUAUUGGCUCUUUGUGGUACACAGGUGGUUUCUGUUGGCUCUUUGUGGUACAUAGAUGGUUUCUGUUGGCUCUUUGUGGUACAUAGAUGGUUUCUUUUGGCUCUUUGUUGUACACAAAUGGUUUCUGUUGGCUCUUUGUGGUACAUAGAUGGUUUCUGUUUGCUCUUUGUGGUACACAGGUGGUUUCUGUUGGCUCUUUGUUGUACACAGAAGGUUUCUGUUGGCUCUUUGUGGUUCAUAGAUGGUUUCUUUUGGCUCUUUGUUGUACACAAAUGGUUUCUGUUGGCUCUUUGUGGUACACAGAUGGUUUUUGUUGGCUCUUUGUGGUACAUAGAUGGUUGCACUUGGCUCAUUGUGCUACAUAGAUGGUUUCUGUUGGCUCUUUGUGGACAUAAAUGGUUUCUAUUGGCUCUUUGUGGUACAAGAUGGUUUCUGCUGGCUCUUUGUGGUACACAGAUGGUUUCUGUUGGCUCUUUGUUGUACACAGAAGGUUUCUGUUGGCUCUUUGUGGUACAUAGAUGGUUUCUUUUGGCUCUUUGUUGUACACAGAUGGUUUCUGUUGGCUCUUUGUGGUAUAUAGAUGGUUUCUGUUGGCUCUUUGUGGUACAAGAAGGUUUCUGUUGGCUCUUUGUGGUACGAGAUAGUUUCUGUUUGCUCUUUGUGGUACACAGAUGGUUUCUUUUGGCUCUUUGUGGUAUAAGAUGGUUUCUGUUGGCUCUUUGUGGUACAAGAUGGUUUCUGUUGGCUCUUUGUGGUACACAGAUGGUUUCUGUUGGCUCUUUGUGGUAUAUAGAUGGUUUCUGUUGGCUCUUUGUGGUACAAGAUGGUUUCUGUUGGCUCUUUGUGGUACACAGAUGGUUGCAGUUGGCUCUUUGUGGUACAUAUAUGGUUUCUGUUUGCUACUUAGUGGUACAGAGUUCCUAGUUUCAUAGACGGAAUAGAUAUGUUACAAAAAGGAUUCCCUUAUUGCAGCUCAGUUUCUCAUUCGGGUGCCUGGUAAUGUCUCAGCUAUUUAAUGAUCUGUUCAGCUGGUCUUUCCACUGUCACAGUUAAACUUAACUUUAUGUACAUUAGCUGCAGGAGGCAUUUCAGAAUGUUAUUUGUGUGCACAGUCAUUUAGAAUAUAACCUACUUGUUUUUGGAAAGUUAUGGGAGGCAUCAUUUUUUUGUCCUGGUGCACAUUCCAAUCAUUUGCACCAUUUACAAAAUUUGAGUUCCUGGAAGAUUUGAUUUCUAUGUAAGUUGUUUUGAAGACAACCUGUUACUGUAUUCAAAGGUUUGCUUUUGGUCUUCACUUAUCUUAUUACCAAUCAUGUAUCACUAAUUGUGUAUGGUAAAGAAUGGAAUAAAUUAUGGAGAUGUUGUUACAUACUGCAACACCAAACAAAGACAUGAGAUAAAAACAAGAAUGUCAACAUGUUUUAUAAUUUGUGGUGGUUUUUUAUUGAAUAUGUUUGAAAAUUUUUUUCUUUCAAUUUUAAUAAUAAAAAAUUAUAUUUUUAAAAUCAAGAAUAAUACUUCUUUAUUUAGAAAAAGCUCUGCAAAGUAUAAUUUAAUUAAUGCAAUUUUAGGGAACCUUGUGGCCUACGCCACACUCCGCUUGUUACAGCCAGCGUAUCCCUUGAACAGAGCUUGGCUUGAGGAGAAACAAUUAACCCAAACGACCAGAACUGUUGAAAGGCUAUACAAACUUGCUGUUGUUGAAUCAGAAGAUGUGGAUGAGAUGACCUUGGACUAUGACAAGGUUGGUCAUUUUGUUUGUAAUUAUGUGAUUCUUGUGUUGGACUCAUUGAUCUCAAAAACAAAAACAAUUUAUUUAUUAAAAUUAAUUUGUUGUUGUUCUAAAUAAAAAAAAAACAACAACAUUAAUAUAAUACCAUAUUUUGUUAUUCUAGAUAAUUUUUAAAGCUUGAUGAGUUUUUGACAAGUGCAAUUUUUGCAUUGAAUAAUUUAGGUUAGAAUUUCCUUUCAUAAUUGACUCCAAUCCAUGUAGUUUCUUCAGCUGAAAUAUGUCAUAGUUGAUAUAACAUAAGAUACUAGUAAGCUGUGACCUCUAUGUAAAAAAAACAUUUAAUUAGAACAUCCCUACCUCCACAGGGUCCAGUUUCUAAAUGUUUUUCUGGACCAACUUUCUGCUACAUCUUCUAUCUGCUCCGAUCUGUGUUGGAAAAUGGGGGACAUGCCGUCAAAGGAAAUGUCGUUGCAUGCAGACAGAGCCUUAAACUUAUUCAAGAACAUGUCAAGAUGAGGCGAACAUCAAAGGAUCCACUUUCUAUAGAUAAGGUAAUGUCUGAGAUCUGAUAACCUACAGAUGUGCUAUUUAGUACAUGAUAAAUCAAACUACGUAGGAAGGAACAUAACUUAAAAAUCUCAGGGAACCUAUGGGUUGAAUCAUCUUUUUAUGGACAUCAUAGCACUUGAAAGUUAAUAAAUCCUGAUAAAAAGGAACUCUACACAACUACAAAUUAAAGUUUAUAAAGCAAUGAUUUUUAAAUAUAUUUUUUAACAUUUGAAUUUGUUUAAAAUUUUUAAUUUGUUAACAUUGGAAUUUAAUUUGGAUCUCAACUUAUUAUGAAAUCUAUCAAAUAAAAAAUAAUGUUCACAGUCAGCAUGAAUGUUUUUAAUGAUGAUAUUGUCUACAGUUUGACCCAGACCUCCUGCCUAGACAACAGCUGCUUGAAGUGUGCCUGACGGUUGUAGGUACCUUCCCACAAGAGCUGCAACAGCUGGCCAAUGACACAUUGAUUGAGAUAGCCAGAUCUGCCAAUGGUGAUACUGGAGCUACAGAUGCUACACCUGGAGAGGUAGAGGUCUUGCUGAAGGCACUGCAAGCGCCCAGUGCAGCUGUAAGAGAUAUUGCUCUACAGGUAUGUUUCUUGUGAGAAGAUGUCUGCAUUUAUAAUACUAUAUUUCAGUAAUGAAUAACCCCACAAUAAAGCUAAAUAAGGUGAAAAACCAAUGGUGGUUGAAACCUUGCUUACAUUUUAUUGUGCUGGAACACAAAUACUGAGAGAAUCACUAGUUAAUUUUACCAAGAAGUAAUAUUAAUCUAAUCUACUUCAGGAAUAAAAUUCGGUUCAUGAUUCCCUUCCUAGAGCACCCCUCAAGCCCGGAUAGCGGCUACUUGUAGGCCGCUAAGCAGCACACUUGAAGCAUCCCCUCCUGCUGAGUUAGCCCCUGCCCGCGACUCUACCGCAACCAAUUGGCACUUCUGUUACAAACAUAUUCUUACUUAAUAGGUUCAUUGGCUUCGUUGUCUAGGGGUUUAUUAUAUACACUUGACAACUAUAAUUCUUAGAUGAAAUAUCUUUAUUAAUCAACUAAUUCUUCAACUGCCGUUACUGUAAUCAAAGAACAACACUCCACAACCAAAUCUACAAUAAUAAUACGUCGUAUCCCUUUCCACACAAUACGUCACAAGAUACUAAGAAUAAUAGAUAAAACAACACACAUAAUCUCAAACCAACACGCAAUCACACUUUACACUCAAAUCCCUAACAACUUCAUUUCCGUCAAAUGGCAAAUUAGUAUUCAUGGUCCCUAACCUGUUUCUGCUGGAUCUUUUUUCCAACUUUAGAUAAAACUAUAGUUGGUUUUAGCUUUGGGCAGAUACUAUGCAUGACCUUUGUCUGAGCACGCAGGUCCUGUGCAUGGAGCUGAUGUUCCCCAGGUAGCGCUAGGAAGUCGACGGCAACUCCUCCUAUCGCAGUCAUGCCACUGCAGACUUGUUGACUGAGUUGUGAAGGGGUGGGGAUAAUAUUAAUAGACAUUUCCAUUGUGUAAAUCAGGUAAGAGUCACAAACAUUUGAGUCAUGAAACAAAAACUUGCAAUAAUUUUUUUCUAUUGAUAUGCUAUUUUACAGUGUUUGUCUGAAUUGAAUGCAAUUUUGCCACCCAUGGAGGAAAAUUAUGAGCUGGGUCUGUCCAUUGCCAAACACUUAUGGAUAGCGUGCAAUGAUACAGAGGAACCCAUUCAACAGCUGGCCAUUAGGUAGCAUCUUCUAUUAUUCAAAGUAUUCUUAUACAUUUUUUGUAACAUUAAUUAUUGCAAAUAAUUUUUUUAUUAAUUUAAUUCUUACAAAUUCUUAAUGUCUUGUUCAGUUUGUCUUUUUUUAAAAUUAUUAUUUUUGUGCAUUGCAUGAAAUAAGUGUAAAUUUUGAGUGACAUGUAAUUCAAAUCUUUAAUAGUUUGAGGGAGGAGCUGGCCCUUGAGGAGCCAUGUGAGGAACUCUGCAGUGCCAUCGUCCUUGACACCAUCCAUGACCAGGAAGUCGUCCGACAUGGAGCCUCCAUUGCACUAGCGCAAGUGUUGGAGAGACAUCCCUCAAACAUCCCAGUCAUCCUCAAAACUCUGCUUGACCAGUAUGACACUAAGCUUUAUGUAAGUUCCCUUCCAAGUUAUGUGUAUUACAAAUCACAAAACUGAGUAGAAUAUAAAAAUUUAAAAAACACAGAUGCAUUAAGAUAGUCGUCUGCAUUAAGAUAGUCGUCUGCAUUAAGAUAGUCGUCUGCAUUAAGAUAGUCGUCUGCAUUAAGAUGGUUGUCUGCAUUAAGAUGGUUGUCUGCAUUAAGAUGGUCGUCUGCAUUAAGAUAGUUGUCUGCAUUAAGAUAGUUGUCUGCAUUAAGAUAGUUGUCUGCAAUUUAUAAACGUUCUAGCUGAAAGUUUUUGUUAUAAAAUAAGCCAUUUGGUUUAUCCUGUUAGUUGAAACUGCUUUUAUCCCCUAACUUUGAUCAUGGAAAAAGCCAACUAGAAACCUUAGCAGAGUACCAUCCUCUUUUCACAUCAUUUUUAACUGGCGCCACAGCCAGUGCUUACAAAAAUUUGGUAGAACAUUUGAUAAAAAUCAUUCGACUGUCAAGAGAGAUUAUUGCAUGGUUUGAAUUAAUUUGCAGUAUAAACAUGUUAAGAAAAAAUUAUUAAAUAGGGAUCAGGUUUUGUGUGCUUAUUAAUCCAAGUUAUUAUUUGUGUUUUCCCAUCUCCUUUUUGCAGCUACCACCCCCAAAAGUAGAUGAGUUUGGUCGACAAGUUGAAGAACAGCCCCCGGACAUGUGGCCGUCACGUUAUGGUGUUGCGUUGGCACUGAAGCAGAUCUCCCCACUGCUUACUGAGAGUCAGAUCCCUUCUCUCUUCUCAUUUUUUGUGCCCAAAGCUCUCAGCGACAGAUCGGCUGAAGUGAGGUCAGGCAUGAGAGAUGCAGCUUUGUCCGCCAUACAAUCUCAUGGCAAGGUAAUCAUCAUCUAAGAGAUCAUUCCCAUGUUUAAAGCACAUGCUUUAAAAGGAAAAACAAAAUACCCUUAUCCUGAUAACUAGAAUGACAGCUAAUGAUACCUGUUAUGUAAAAUGGUCAUUAAAAAUGCAAUUAAACAUUUAUUGAUUUUGCAUAAAGGGAAAUUUAUAUAAAUGAGUGUGCUUCCUAUUUCCGUUUCUAUCAAUGUGUAAACUUGUUUUUAUCAGGGCUUGCUUUUAAUCAGGAGUGAAAGUUGUGUAAUGUUUGGACUACCAUUAUGUCUGAUUCUGGAGAAGGAAGUGAAUGGAAAAAAAAUUACAUUUUUAAGAAAAGUACCUAUAACUUGAUAUUUUCUGAAAGGGUGUAGAUUUAGUGUCUACAAAAACUGAUGUGAUAAUAGAUUGAACGAAAUGUUCAGAUUGAAUGCAGAAGUUGAGUAGUAAAAUUUUACUCAUGGUGUCAAGGUCAAUAUAUAACCUUACAUAAUAUAAAAAAUAAUUAUUUUUCAAACCAUUUGAUUCCUUAUCCAGUGUACUUCCAGAAAACACAAAUAUGUGUAGGUCUCUUAUUCAAUUGUUAUGGGAUUUAGUUAUUUUAGACGAGCGUGUUGAAAUGCUAGAAACGGCUUGACGCCAUAGAGAAAAUGCACUUGACAGUUAUGGGGUUAAUUAUAAAACCACUAGAAUCAAAUUUAAUUAGCAAAAUAAAAUUUUGAAAAUACGUGUGUCUCUUUUAAUAUGGUUGACUUUGUACAGCGCUUCGAGCCUUUGGAGAUGAAGCAUGAUUUUCAAAUAAACUUUAUUAUUAUUAUUAAAGAUUAUUCACCCUCAUGGUAAAUUUAUCCUUAAACUUUUUUAAUUCCCAUUUUUUAAAAUUUUUCAUUCCAGGAAAAUGUCAAUAUCCUUCUGCCAAUGUUUGAAAAGUUUCUGAUCUCAGCCCCAGAUACGGCCAACUAUGAUCCAGUUAGGCAGAGUAUUGUUAUUUUGAUGGGUAACCUGGCAAGACACUUGGAUUCUGACAACCCUAAAGUCAAACCUAUUGUUGCGCAGCUUAUUGCGGCAUUGUCUACCCCUUCACAAGAGGUGAGAUCUCAUGUAUUUUAUGCCCUCGAUACUGUUUACUGAAUGAUAUUUUCAAUUUGGUUAGUCAAUGGCAUGGAUAAUUCUAAAGCUGUCCCUUGCCUAACAGGCUUUUAAAUAGUUUUUAUAGUUGAUUAACAAAGUGAUAUGUGUCAAACACAAUUCGCUAUUUGUUUGUUAAUUCUGUAUUUCAAAACAUUUUAAAUGUGUAAUAAAAAGCCUUGAAUAGGUUGUGGGGAUCAAAUUGACUCUCACACAAAGAGAGAGAGAGAGGGAGGGUGUGUCUGAAUAUGUACCAGGGUUACAAUGAAACUAGUUGGGAUGAUUUAUUGUGCAUGAUAAAUAUAUGGAGAGUAGACAAACAAGAACGCAUGAUUGGGAAUUUCGGCCUUAACUGACUUCUAAAGCCCUUGGUUACGUUUUAUCAUUUCGAGUUUAUGUAAUAUCUGCUACCUUUAAACAAAAAUCUCAUUGAAACAUAAAUGAAACAUUUAAUAACAAUAUUUUAACUUGGUUGUAGGAAAUGUAAAAAUGGGCUACCAGUUAAAUGGUCUUCCAAAUAUAAGACACACUUAUGAAGGAUAUAAAUAACUCUUUUUGCUUCUCCGUUAAUGGUGAUGCAAUGAUCAAUUAACUUUGAAAAAAAAGGGGGGGGGGGAGGUGUCAUUAGCCUGAGAUGAUGGCUGUGGUGCUGGGCUAGAAUGUAACAUUUGUCAAAAUCCACCAGAGAAAAAUUGCCUUAUGUAAUUGCCUUAUGUAAUUGCCUUAUGUAAUUGCCUUGUGUUGCUGACCCUUCUUGUGUUCUAUUUGUGUAAGGUUCAAGAGGCUGUGGCAAACUGUUUGCCAGCUUUGGUGCCCUCCAUUAAAGCAGAUGCCCAAGGCCUUGUAGCUAAACUUUUAAAACAUCUGCUGGACUCUGAAAACUACGGGGAACGAAAGGGCGCCGCGUACGGCCUGGCGGGACUCAUUAAAGGCAUGGGUAUAUUAGCUUUGAAACAGCAAAAUGUCAUGGACACACUGACAGAAGCCAUUCAGGACAAGAAAAAUCCAAGGAAACGAGAAGGUAUAAUGAGCUUAACAUUUCAAUUUGACCUUACAGAGAAAGAAAGAUUCAGUUCAAUACAAAUGAAAGGAGAUCAAGGAGCUAGUAAACUUUAUAGCUGGGUGGAACACCCUGAUUCUUGAAGUAACUCAAUAACAGCAAGAAAUCAAUUGUGAUCAUAUUUGAAUGACUAUUUACGAAGUAAUUAUUGCUUUUAUAUAGGUAUCCUAAUUCAUUUAGCUGGUUGUCUUCAUUCCAAAUCAGAGGUGUUCAAUCUUUAUGCUCCCGCAAACACCAAACAGAUACACUGUUCAAGAAUUAAAAAAAUUAUCAGCUGUGUCAUUAUGUAGCAGCAUCCAAGCAAAUUAUUUCUUACUAGAUUAGAUUUGGUUAGAUUCAUAAUAUAUGUAUCGUCUUACUUCAAAUGACCAAAUGCCAACAUUCCUGAAUUAAAAUAUUUAUAUUAUAUAGAUGAUGUUAUGAACAUUGCAUGGUAAAUAAAGGUCACUGUUUAUUGCUGUACUUGUGAUCACCAUUUAGGUGCUCUCCUGGUUUAUUGCUGUACUUGUCAUCACCCUUUAGGUGCUCUCCUUGUUUAUUGCUGUACUUGUCAUCACCCUAUAGGUAUUCUCCUGGUUUAUUGCUGUACUUGUCAUCACCCUAUAGGUAUUCUCCUUGUUUAUUGCUGUACUUGUCAUCACCCUAUAGGUAUUCUCCUUGUUUAUUGCUGUACUUGUCAUCACCAUUUAGGUGCUCUCCUUGUUUAUUGCACUACUUGUCAUCACCCUUUAGGUGCUCUCCUUGUUUAUUGCACUACUUGUCAUCACCCUUUAGGUGCUCUCCUUGUUUAUUGCACUACUUGUCAUCACCCUUUAGGUGCUCUCCUUGUUUAUUGCACUACUUGUCAUCACCCUUUAGGUGCUCUCCUUGUUUAUUGCACUACUUGUCAUCACCCUUUAGGUGCUCUCCUUGUUUAUUGCACUACUUGUCAUCACCCUUUAGGUGCUCUCCUUGUUUAUUGCACUACUUGUCAUCUCCCUUUAGGUGCUCUCCUUGUUUAUUGCACUACUUGUCAUCACCCUUUAGGUGCUCUCCUUGUUUAUUGCACUAUUUGUCAUCACCCUUUAGGUGCUCUCCUUGUUUAUUGCACUAUUUGUCAUCACCCUUUAGGUGCUCUCCUUGUUUAUUGCACUACUUAUCAUCACCCUUUAGGUGCUCUCCUUGUUUAUUGCUGUACUUGUCAUCACCCUUUAGGUGCUCUCCUUGCAUUUGAGAUGUUGUGCAACAUGUUGGGUAGACUGUUUGAGCCUUACAUAGUUCAUAUAAUCCAGCACCUACUCUUGUGUUUUGGGGACAGCAACCAGUAUGUCAGACAGGUCAGUGCACUUACACCUAAUCGUCUGAAGAUUUAUGUAAAUUUUCAGUUGAUUAUUUGGUUCUUACUUUACUUAACUUAAGAAGUAAUUUUUGGACAUUAUAUUUUAAAUGUUUAGACAUGGAAUGAACAGGUCACAGAUUUAUUGAAUGUUUAAAACAUUGUAUUCAUCUGAAUUACCUUAUUAGUUCAUUGGAUAACACAACAGUUCAUUUUUUUUGGUGACAUACAAAAAAUGUAUGGUUUACUAAUAAUUAAUACAUUUGUUUACAUAAUCAGUCAACCAUAUUUGUUACAUAAUCGGUAGAUUUUUUGGGUUACAUCAUCGGUACAUUGUCUGGGUUACAUAAUCCUUAACAUGGAGAACUAUGUAAUUAAAAAAUCUUAUAAAACGCUUUAGAGAAGAUCCUUGGCUUUAAUCUGUGACAGAAAGAAUGUCUAAAAAAAAUUGCCUUGUUUUUUAAUCACUCCUUUACCACCCAAAACACUGCCUGUCAUAAUUACCUUUGAGACUGGUGUCAAAGUAUGUAAUCUUCACCUAUCCACCUUUUUUUUUUAGAUAUGUGGGGACUGACCUAUUUCAUUUAUCCCAUGACUAUUCAGGCAGCUGACGACUGUGCAAAGUCAGUUAUGAGGAACCUCAGUGCUCAUGGAGUAAAGCUUGUCUUGCCGUCGUUGCUGAAAGGUUUAGAGGAAGACGCAUGGAGAACAAAAGCAGGUCAUUGGUGGAAACAUUACAAGUCUGGAGAUAGUUUAAAUAAAUAGUGGAACAAGAUAUUGUUUAGGCUUAACAAUAAAAGACAAGACAAUUAAGCGGACAUUUCGGGCCAGGUGCUUUCUACAGCAGACAGUACAACAAACAGAUAAAUUUAAAUUUAAAAAAUAAAAUAAUGGUUUCAAAGAUGUCUGUAAAGUCCAUGUAGCUAAAUGUUGAGAGAUUUUAAACAAACUCCUUCUAUAAUGAGUUCUUUCAUUUGAAAUAAUUAUAAUAAAAGUCCGAUAUGAUUAUAUUUUAGGUUCCCUUGAGUUUAUUUUGUAUGCUUAAAAUAUCUUCUUAUAUAAUUAAAGAUUAGGUUCCCUGCAGAUGAUUUGUUAUUAUUACAAUAAAGUCUGAUAUGAUUAUAUUUUAGGCUCUGUGGAGUUGCUGGGAGCCAUGGCUUUCUGUGCACCAAAGCAGCUAUCUGCCUGCUUACCCAGCAUUGUUCCCAAGCUCACCGAAGUCUUGACAGAUUCUCACCUCAAGGUACAGAAGGCUGGAUCACAAGCUUUGAUGCAGAUUGGCUCUGUUAUCAGAAACCCUGAAAUUCAAGGUAGUAGGAGGGUUUAUUUGUAUAUCAGUCAUGAGGAAAUAAAAUAAAAUGCUGUCCAUGGUAAAACAUCAAUUUAUUCAAAAAUGUUAAAAUACAAGAUUUCUCAUAAUUAUUUUAUUUUUGGAAAUGGGUUUCAAUUAAACCUUUUUGAAAACAUCACUUUUAACAUUAUAUUUUAAGCUUUAAUUGUGAUUAGACAAAAUAAAAAAUUUAAUGUUUCUGCUACGGCCUUAUCAAUCAGUACAUCAAAAUACAUUAAUAAAAUUAUAAAUUAUGUUGACCAAAUGUAUAAAUAUCCUAGCUAUACUUAAAAAAUAAAACAAUAAGAAUGGGCACUUGUGCCUGACAAAAACAAAGAUCAUAAGAAUGGAAAGAAAUUGAGUUGUACAAUAUAAACUUUAACUUUAAUGAAAUUUUGGUACUAAAAUCCAUUCCGAAUACAAUUGACUAUGUUGAAUCUGUACUUUACAGCUAUCGUUCCCAACCUGCUGGAAGCCCUUCAAGAGCCAACAAGGAAAACCACAACAUGCCUAGAAAAACUGCUUCUUACAAAGUUUGUUCAUUUUGUCGAUGCCCCAUCACUGGCUCUUAUUAUGCCGGUCAUCCAGCGAGCAUUCCAGGACCGGACAACAGACACACGAAAAAUGGCCGCUCAGAUCAUGGGAAACAUGUAUUCUUUAACAGAUCAAAAAGUUUGUAUAAUAUGUGUCUCAGCAUCUGAUCAUUUUGUCACCUUCUAUCUAUCUAAACGUUAAGUCCCUAUGCAUUGGAUCAUUUUGUCACCUUCUAUCUAUCUAAACGUUAAGUUCCUAUGCAUCUGAUCAUUUUUUUUUACCUUGAAACCUUAAAAUAAAAUAUUAUUCAAUUUUGAAUCAUGACCUAUUUUUAAAUCCUAUAUAUUAAAAAUUUCAGCAUGCAGUUUUUAAAAAAAAAUUAUUUACUUGGAGUUUUUUUGUUUCUUUGUGUCAAAAUCUUCAGAAGGCUAAUUGACCCACUUCCAAUCAUCCUAUCAAACCCAACUGAAACUUGGCACAUAGACUUGUUGCCAAUGACAACACAUUCUUUCCAAUUUUUUGCCCCAACCCCCAAAAUUAGUUUUUCUUGUUUUUUUAUGGGGAAGAUGCAUGAAAUAGUAUUUUUUUCAAUGGGUUCUUGUUUUAGUGUGGAGAUUGUGUAGCUAAUGCAUGUCAUUUGUAUUUGUGAUGUAUUUGUGUUUAAAUAUAUCUUUAGUCUAUUGGCUUUUGCAAAACCACUAAAAAUCCAUUGCUACAAUCAGAUAAAUGAUCACAUACAAUUAAAUAAAUGUAAACAAAAGGAUUUACAGGAAAAAACCUUGUUUUUAGGGGCUGUUUAAUUAAACAUGAACUUGCCGUUCACAUCAUCUCUACUUCAUCAAGUUAUUUGCCUAUAAAUUAAAAGCAAAUGGUGUGUUUUGCUUUUUUGAUAGUUAAAGAAUAACGCUUAUUUAAUGUUCAUUAAACAGACAAUUUAAAAUAGCUUAAACUUCCUAUAAAGUCGAUUCAAUUGAAUUGUUCCCUCUGUGUAGGUUAAGAUCAGUUAUGUUACAUUAGUCAAAGAGUGAUCUUUUGUUGUUAGAUAUAACAGCAGAUUUUACAUUCUUUCUGAAUAUACUUCCUGGAAUAUGCAAGUCAUGUUAAGAUUUGACAUACUUAGUUGUUUCAAUAAGCUUUGUGUGAAAUAGUCUAGACACUUGUGUAAAAAAAAACAACUCUAAAACUGUUUAAAGCACACUUGUAAGAGAUAUUCUAAAGUCAUUACAAAUACAAUUGACUAAAAUGUUCUGCUUUUUCCAUCUUCAGGAUCUAUCCCCUUACUUGCCAUCGGUCAUUCCGGGCCUGAAGCAGUGUUUACUUGACCCGGUACCUGAGGUCAGGACCGUGUCGGCUCGAGCUUUAGGUGCCAUGGUGAGGGGGAUGGGUGAGAACACAUACCAAGAUCUGCUCCCGUGGCUCAUGGAGAAGUUGGUCUCGGAGCAGAGCUCGGUGGACAGGUCGGGUGCCGCCCAAGGUUAGUGCUGACAAUGUGAUGACUGCUUGUAUCAUCAAUUUUUUACAAAAUCUAUCUGGUUGGCCAUCAAAAUAUUAAAUACUUCAGAACAUAGAUUAUCCAAACUGAUUGCGUUUUGGGUCGGAUAACCUAUUACUUUUUGACAUAACAUAACUCUUCCAUAAAAAGUUGUGUUAAAGAAAUGGGUGCAUAGAAUACAAUAUAUUCUUACCUUAUACAAGUAUGUUGAUACAGUGCAUUUGUACAUAUAUCAUUUGUUUCAUAUUUGAUUGUGCAACAGUGGUCAGAAUUUUUUUUCUGGUAUUUGUAGUGUGUAUGCAUGCAAUGCUCCAUACUUGAACUUUGCCUAGGAUAAUAAUACACAUUUUUGGAAAAUGAAAUGCCUUGUGCUGCCAAUAUAAUUGUCUUAAGAUAGGAUUUCUUGAAGAAUCUACUUAACUAUUUUUGCUUGUCAAUAUGUGUUUUGUAAAUUCCAGACUUGAUUUAAAAUGUUUCCUUCAGGUCUUAGUGAGGUCAUUGGAGGCAUGGGUGAGGACAAAUUAAAGAAAUUGAUGGGAGACAUAAUUCAGACAGCUGAGAGAUCAGAUCUCAUGCCCCACGUCAGGGACGGAUAUAUCAUGACCUACAUAUACCUGCCUUCAGUGUUUGGGUCCACAUUUGUGCAGUACGUUGGUCCAAUUCUGCCUUCAAUAUUGCAGGUUAGUCUGUCUUUACAAUUUUUUCAAUGAACCAAAAGAAUAUUUGAUAUUUUAGAUACAAUUUUUCUCUUGUAAAGGCAGCAUUGAAAAAUUAAUCAAAAUAAACUCUUCUUCAUUGCAUUUAUUUGACACAUUCCCUCAUGCCCAUACCCGACCCCAAAAAUACAAGAAAUGGCCUUGAAAGCAUAAAAAUUUGAUAACGUUUCACAUGCGAACAGUACAUUUACAACUUACACGUAACGCAUAAAACCUGAUAAGACAUCCAAACGACAAUGCCAUGUCACCUCUUGCAUUGCCCAGCAAUCCAUGACUUACACCUUAACUGCCCACCAAAGAUACCAGACCACUCCCAACACUUUAUAUACAAACAAAGAACAUCUGCAGAGUUUGUAAAUCCCUCACCGUGGCCUCAGGCUAAACAGCACAUGCUACAAAGGGAAUGCCGCCAAUGGCCACUGAAUGAUGAUUUUCAUGAUGAUGUAUUUAUUUGCGUUUGGUUAUCCCAUAACACAGCGCAUUGAUUAUAUCUGACCUCUCUGUGUUUGCACACCAGGCUCUUGCUGAUGAAAAUGAGUUUGUUCGUGAUACGGCCCUCCGUGCUGGCAAGCGUAUCAUCAACCAGUAUGCAGAAACAGCUGUGGAGCUUCUGCUACCAGAGUUGGAGAGAGGUCUGUUUGAUGACAACUGGAGGAUCAGGAACAGUUCUGUGCAGCUGCUCGGUGAUCUCUUGUACAAGGUGUCUGGUAGGUGCCCAUCGCUGGUUCAUUUCAAUUCAGUGGUUCUCAACCUCUUUCUGCUCAUGGUCUAAUUUAACAUUUUUUAAAAACUUCUGUUUGCCCCUUCCUUGAAGUUAGUAUAGAAAUAUUGCAAUUUUUUUUAUACAUUCUUUUUUUUUCCCAAAAAUUUUUCAUUCCCCACAAAAAUAUGACCUACUUUGAGACCCACUGGUUUUAUUAAGUUAUUUCAUAAAUGUAUAAAUGUUGUAUACAUUUUGACGGUUUCAAUAUUUUAAUGAAAGAAGGGACAAGUUCUACUGUGAAUCUGCACGCAAGGGAAAUUUAAAAAAUGAAUUUUUGAUAACCUUCUGCCCAUUUGUUGGAGAUAAAAGAUUAAUAAAAGAGAAUACAAAAUUAUUUAAAAAAUAAGAAAAUGCUUAUUUUUAUCUAGCCUUAAGUUGUUUUUAGACCUUCUGUUACCAUACUUACAAGAAUUUUUAUAGUUCUGAAAACUUACUCUCCCAGGCGUGUCAGGAAAAAUGACAACAGAAACAGCAGAUGAAGAUGAUAACUUUGGUACAGAGACUUCCUACCAGGUAAAGUUGAUACAAGAAAAAUUUGUUUGGGUUGAUAAAAUGGUAUUUAUUAAAUUAAAAAAUAACUUUUUUUAUUUAAAUCAAAUCCAGAAUGCAAAAUAUUAGUACUAAAACAGCAAGAAACAAGUUAUGUGAGUUUACAUAUCUAAAGAUGUACCUUUAUUUUUCUCAAUUAUACAGGCCAUAAUGAGGGCACUGGGCAGUGAACGUAGGAACAGGGUGUUGUCAGGUUUGUAUAUGGGUCGCUCAGACACAGCACUGAUGGUCCGACAAAAUGCUCUUCAUGUCUGGAAGAUCAUAGUGGCCAACACGCCCCGAACACUGAGGGAGAUUUUACCCACAUUGUUUCAACUGUUACUUGGUUGCCUUGCUAGCACCAGCCAUGAUAAAAGAACCGUAAGUCAUUUUAGCCAAGUUUCAUUGUAGUUUUCACCAUAAUCUUUUAGUUUAUAACAUCCCUUUUCUUAGAUUUAAACACGUGUUUUGUUGCAAAACAUAAGGAUCCAUCUUUUUUUUUUUCUUGUGUUCAACCUAAAUUUAAGUGUUUUAUUUUUUUAAUUGUUAAUAUAUUUUUAAAACUAAUAUAAAAAGGUUAGUGUCAGAAAGCAAAGUAAUGCAUGGAUAUUUUUUUUUUGUAGAAAACCAAAUACAUAAAAUGUUCAAGGGAAUUUCUUGAGGCCAAUAUGUUACAAUUAGAAAUAAUUUCUUAAUCCUUUUACAAACCUUUUUCUUAACAAAUAAUUUAUGCUCAAGGUUGCUGCCCGUACUCUGGGUGAUCUUGUGCGUAAAUAACAAAUAAUUUAUUCUCAAGGUUGCUGCCCGUACUCUGGGUGAUCUUGUGCGUAAAUAACAAAUAAUUUAUUCUCAAGGUUGCUGCCCGUACUCUGGGUGAUCUUGUGCGUAAGCUUGGUGAAAGAGUUCUGCCAGAAAUCAUUCCUAUCCUUGAGAGUGGCCUGGAUUCAACAGAAGCUGACCAACGCCAGGGAGUUUGCAUUGGGUUGUCUGAAAUCAUGGCUUCCACCAGCAAAGAUCAUGUAAGUUUAUUUUGAUCUCUUGCAUAAAACAGUUCUGGGCUACCCAUGGCAAUGCUGUGGCAGCCUUAUCUCCACUGUUGUUGUAUAUUCAGGUAUCUAGGGAUUAACUGGAUAGACAUUUUCACUGCUCCAAGUUUUCUUUACUGCCAUUUGCCAAAUCUGGGUGCAAAUCCAAGUAAAGUAUUAUUUGUUCCAUAUACAAAGCUACAAUGGAUGAAACUUCAGUAGAUUAUCGCCCAUAAAGAUAUUGAUGUUUAAUGCAAUGUCCAUGUAUACUGCAAUCUGUUAAUCUAAUAAUACUACAACAAGAAGUAGCAAAAUAAAUCUUUAUUUAAAAAUAAAAAUGUCAAAAUCUUUUCAAUUACUAUAAUAUUUAAAAUGAAUUUUGGUCGUACUGAUACAACUAUUUUAGCAGAGCUGCUAAAAUUAUUGGUUAAAAGCUCAGAUACUGUGUGAGCUCGGUCCCUAAAUGGUUUCAUAGGUAUUAGUAUAUUUCAUUUACCGGUAAUGAAAAAUUACUUACACUGGCUUAUGAUGCUGACCCCCAAUUUUAAUACUUUAUAGCUCCAUAAUAUAAGAUAAGAUUCCUUAUGGAUCCAAAUAAAUGGAAAUGUUGUUUGAUUACAUUGUAUAUUUUCAUUUUCAGCAUAUAAAAUAAAUAACUACAAAUUAUUUUAACCAAGACAUUUUACAAUGAUAACAAUUUAAACACAAGACAUCUAAAGUAUUUCUUUAGCGUAGAAAUCAGCCAUCAAUGAACUCUCUUAUUGACAAUAACGACUUAAUUAGUGAUCAUUAGUAACCAGAUGGAUUUGUACAGACUAGGAACAGAAUUUGUAUAUCUUUCGGUCCUAACUUUUAAGAGUUUAGCGCAAAGAGUUAAAAAAACAACCACCACCACCACCUUCAAUCCACAUGAUUAAUCAGACACAAACAAUUUGCGUAAAUAAACCAAUAUAAAGUCAGCUUUAAUAAUGAUCAUACAGAAUACAAAUGUAGACGUUACGGCAAAUGCCUUCAUCAGUACAAAAAACAAACAAAAAAACUUCAUUUAAGGAUAAAUUAAAUUUGUUGUUCGUCAGUCGGGAGUGGACCAUGACCACUUUAAGCAUCAAAUUUGUGCUAGUUCUGUCUGUGGGUAAGCAGAUGACUAAUGAGGCAGAUUCCGGGACAAAAUUUACAUAAUAUAUAUAGAGAUAUUUUUAUUUCAAAGUUUUCAUUUAUCCAUUUAAAAAUUAUGUAAACUUGUUAAAAUGCAUGCGCAGCUAAGGGAGAUUAUUCAUAAUUAUGUUAUUUUUAUAAAGUUUUUUUUUUCCAUGUGCUUUGCUGGUGAACUCUAAUCCACAACUUUGAAAUUGAAGUAAUUUAGACUGAACCGGCACAAAUUUUAAUGUGCUAGUUUAUUAAAUCUCUUUAAUUUUCCAACAAAUAUUCUGAUUUCCAUUGUUAGUUUUUGCAGUGGCGGGGGCCAAAUGUCUAAUGCAAUUACCAGUUGUUCCCUACAGCGAUCUGUAUGCUAACAGACUUAUCCCCACUUUUGUUCUCUACCAAGGUAUCUGUGUAUGCUGACAGUCUCAUCCCCACUGUUCGUCGUGCACUCAUCGAUCCCCUAUCUGACGUUCGUGCUGCUGCAGCCCACACCUUUGACAACCUCCAUCAUAACAUAGGACAGAGAGCUUUGGAUGAAAUUUUGCCAGACUUGCUUAAAAAACUUGUAAGUGUAACCUGGACAUUUAACCUUAUUCACUGUAACACCUUGUCUUGCUUUGAUUUAAUAAGAGAUUUCAAGUACUCUAAUCACUUUCUACUUAAGAUGGUGCAAUUCACUUAAAUGAUGGGUACCUUAAACUGUACAAAACAUGUUGGUUUGGUUUAAAGUAUAGGAGAAAGUCAUCUCAUGAUUUUUCUAUCUACAGAAUGAACCUAAGAUAUCUGAAAGAGCACUUGAUGGUUUGAAGCAGGUUAUGGCUGUUAAAAGUCGUGUGGUAUUGCCUUAUCUUGUUCCUCAGGUAACCUAGGGAAGAAAAUUGGGGGAUGGAAAAAGCCACUUUUUUAACAAAAUUAUUUAUUCUUACAGUUUAUUUUGAAUAACUAAAUGAUACAUAAAGUUGUUUUUUUAAAUACUGAUGUGUUUCAUUCAUAAAUGACUUAAUAAAAUUUGGAUUUAGAUUACAAUAAAGAAAGAAAUGUUGAAUGACAGCUUUCAUUCGCAAGAACUUAAAUAGUGUUGCAUAAAUUUUGUCUCCAGCUGACUGCCUCACCAGUUAAUACUCAGGCGUUGUCCUUGCUUUCGUCCGUUGCUGGUGAAGCCCUUACCAAGCAUUUGGGCAAGAUUCUCCCUGCCUUGAUGUCUUCACUCAGUGGACGAAUUGGAAAACCAGAAGAGGAACAGGUCAGUUAGUUCAGGGCUAAUUUGGUCAGUUUUUUUGGUAAAAAUUAGAAGACUAUCUAUAUCCUGGCUAACCAUAAAUUUUAAGCUCGAAACAGGGAUCAAUGGAAGUAUCACACACGAAACAUGCGAGGUUGGGUAUUAGAGUGCUGGAGAGACCAGGCCUACGCCUCCCACCAGCUAGCUAGACUCAAAGAUUGCUAGAGAGACCAGGCCUACACUUCCCACCAGCUAGCUAGACUCAAAGAGUGCUGGAGAGACCAGGCCUACACUUCCCACCAGCUAGCUAGACUCAAAGAGUGCUAGAGAGACCAGGCCCACACUUCCCACCAGCUAGCUAGACUCAAAGAGUGCUGGAGAGACCAGGCCUACACUUCCCACCAGCUAGCUAGACUCAAAGAGUGCUGGAGAGACCAGGCCUACACUUCCCACCAGCUAGCUAGACUCAAAGAGUGCUGGAGAGACCAGGCCUACACUUCCCACCAGCUAGCAAGACUCAAAGAGUGCUAGAGAGACCAGGCCCACACUUCCCACCAGCUAGCUAGACUCAAAGAGUGCUAGAGAGACCAGGCCUACACUUCCCACCAGCUAGCUAGACUCAAAGAGUGCUAGAGAGACCAGGCCCACACUUCCCACCAGCUAGCUAGACUCAAAGAGUGCUGGAGAGACCAGGCCUACACUUCCCACCAGCUAGCUAGACUCAAAGAGUGCUAGAGAGACAAGGCCUACACUUCCCACCAGCUAGCUAGACUCAAAGAGUGCUUGACACUUACACAAGUGUGUAAGAAAUGUUGUGGAUAAACAGUGACAUAGAACAAAAUACAUUUCUACCAGGCUUCAUUUAUAAAAUAAUUGAUUAAAUCAAUUUGAGGAAACAUCAGAGAUACACACACACCUACCUUUCAAAUUAAAUUAUUGUAACAAAAAACCAGCAGCUUAUGGUCACCAAUAGCCAUAUCAAAUGCGUUAUCGGGGACGCAAUAAGUGUAACAAGCUCCCUUAAAACAUCCUAACCACUGAACUUGAGGAAUUCUGGAAGAGAAACAAGAAAUCAGCUCAGCAGUUAACUUUGCAAACUGAAUUAAGUUCAUCAAAAAAAUAUUGUGAAGUGAUGGUAGAGUAGUCUGAAUUGAGUUAUGGUGCAACUUAUCACCACCUUGCACAUCGAACUUAGAUUGGCUAGUCAUGGACUCUUUCAAGUAAAGCAGGAGCCUUUAGCAUCUGCCUCCUUUUAAGGGAAUGGCAUCUCAUGCUGUAUUUGGAACCUGCCCACACCUUGUUUUCUAGUGAGCCACCCCAGAGUUAGUUGGGACACCUGCUUGAUGUUUGAUUGACCUUUGUCUCAGACCUUCCCAAGGGACAAUUUUGGCAACUAUGUGCCUGUAUGUUGCCCUUUCAUGCAAGCAUUACCAUCACCUCAUGGCAGUAGAAGUGACUCUCAACUCUAAAUAGUGGUUUAUGCUGUAAAUUUACAAAGUAAAAUUUUUAAGAAAAAUUUUUAAAUAAAUUGGUUAAGUGGUUAUUAAACAUAUCAUGUCAAUAAUUUCAACGAUUUAAAUGAAAUUGUGCUGUACAAAUGUAUUCUGGUUCAUUUUAUAUCAGAUUUUAAAAUCUUUUUAGAUGAACCUUUUUUAUAAAUGGGACUUGGACACCCUUAACACUCUUGUGGGAGUUGUCCCCCUUUCAUUAGCCAUUUUUAUCUCCCUUGUAAUAUAAACUGUAACCGUGAAUGCUUGGAUUAAAAAGAAAACACAUUUUAUUCAAAUUAUUUCAUAAUAAUUUUGCAUUUAAGAUAAAUCUGUUUCUGUUUGGGUAUAUUUUUUAUUUAAUUUUUUUUAGGAGUUAGAAUACUGCAAAUCUGUUGUACUGUCUGUAGAAGAUGACUUGGGUAUACGCACCAUCAUGGAGGACCUCCUCUCUGUAAUCACCCACAAUUCUGAUGCACCUGUGUGCACAGCUGCUGUGCUCAUUCUAAACAUGUUCUGUGCCAAUACCUCAGCCAACGUCACAGAAUACUUGCCACAUCUGUUCCGUGGCUUGAUUGGUCUGUUUGUUCGCACCGAUGAACGCUUACUCUUGGCAGCCUGGAACUGCUUGGAUGCCAUAACAAAGGUAGAUUUAACUGAUUGUAUUAACUUUAAUCAUGAUGGCUCGUUGGGUCUUAAUGAUCUAGUCACAAAUAGGUGAAUUUGUCUGAGUUCAAUAUCAUUUAGUUACACCACAAAGCUCAGUUGCUAAAAGAUAUUACAUUUUUCAAAGACUUUUCUGUUGCCUGAUGUAAAUUAACUUUGGUAAAACAUGUAACCAAUUAAUGAUAGUUGGCCUUUUGUGACAGGGAAUGCUUGAGAUGACCGACCAUUGUCCUGCACACAGGCUGCCAUAAGUGCAUUAUUGUUACUAGAUAAUCUUUUAUUCUGUAAACAGAAAAUUGAUUUGACUGAAACAGAGGAGCAUAUUGCAAGUGUAAGACAAGCCCUUAAAUUCACCUUGUCAGAUUUCAAAGGAAAAGAGUUACCUGGAUUUAGCAUUCCCAAAAAGGUUGGUAGUAGAACAAUUUUUACAUAAUAAUAACUUUGCUUGUCUUUUUCUUCUUGUCAAUAAUUUAAAAUAAAAAAUAAAUAUAUAUUUAUUUAUGCUUGACCAUGUUGCAUACACAGAAAGUUUGUGGGGUUUUUUAUAUAUCAGGUUUAAUUGCCGUCAAACCCCUAUAGAAUUGCCUAAGUGUACACAUUAAGGUAUUAACUGACCUAUUAUACAACUGUUGUCAAAUAUAAAUUUAUUAUUUUCGUUGUGUACAUUACUAUAUUUUGAGUAAAACAAUUAUGGCCACACGUCUUUAGUUUAACAAAAUUAAAUAAUAUAAAUUGUUUAAAAAAAAUUUCCCCAGGGCAUAGCUCCAGUUUUACCAAUAUUCCGGGAGGGUCUCCUCAAUGGAGGAGCUGAAGUAAAGGAAGCUGCCGCUCUUGGUCUUGGUGAGGUCAUCUCCGUGACCGGUGCUGAGGCCUUGAAGCCUUCUGUGGUGAACAUCACUGGGCCCUUGAUUAGAAUUUUAGGUGACAGGUUUGCAUGGACACUCAAAGUUGCUGUGCUGGAUACACUGUCAAUGCUCUUGGUCAAGGUAGGGAAACAAUUUUCUAUUUUUGUAACCAUUCAAUUUUGACUUCGUAAAAACUAUAAAACAAAAUAAACAAAGAAUGAAUACUCAAAGAGGGAAUACUCAAAGAGGGAAUACUCGAGGAAUGAAUACUCAAAGAGUGAAUGCUCAAAGAAAGAAUACUCAAAGAAUGAAUACCGAAAGAAUGAAUACUCAAAGAGUGAAUACUCAAGAGUGAAUAUUUAAAGAAUGCAUACUCAAAAGGAGGAAAACUAAAGAGAGCCACUACUCAAAGAAUGAAUACUGAAAAUGUCACAUGGGAAAUGGCGGCGGUGGGCCGCCAAGCAUGAGCUCUUAAUGCCUUCCCCACGGCACACACCCACAUGGGCCAAACGCCGGGUUUCCCCGUCUCCAGACAGUGCGGGGACAUGCUGGGAACCUCCCCCCUGGCCUGGGAAUGUCUGGUCGACCGAGAGCGCUACGUUUAAAGUGAACAAUGCAUUUAAAGCGUUCGCAGCCCACUCUCCCUAGAAUCUGGGUGGGUUUGCUUCCCCUCUGGAGGACUGGUUUUGAGUUACCACCCCCCACAACCCAUGGAGUCUUUCGGUUGGGACGAAAAAGCUGGGACGAAACGGUUACCUUGGAGCAGAAAAUCCUGUGUGGGCUGCCCCGAGUUUCCUCGGAGAUGCAAAGAGUCAAGACUACAAGAAUGAAUACUCAAAGAGCUGAACAUUUUGAAACCUCAAUUUUUUCAUUUUCUAUAAACUUUUAAGAAUGUUAGUUUUGCACAAUUCCAUACCUUCAUAUUGAAUCCUCUGAACUUCAUUUCAUCCUUACCUAUAAAAGUCUCUUUGAGAACUUUGUAGUUGUAUUUACACUUAUAUAAGUGCUAUUAAGGGCCAACUUAUAUAACUGCUAUUAAGGGCCACAUAUGUAAGAGCUAAUAAGGGCCAACUUAUAUAAGUGCUAUUUAGAGCCAACAUUAAUCCCGCCAGACAAAUCCAAUGUUCCUUCUUUAAACUGCUCUACAUCAAAUAUUAUUCAAGGACCUGUCAGAUUUUAACUUUUUAGAAUUUGAGAAAGUUAUGUUUUAAAAAAUGACCUUUAUAUAUGUUUUAAAAAAUGACCUUUAUAUAUUGGAACAGACAGACAAUGCUCCUGGAUAGAGGAAUAAAGUGUGUAACUAUAGUGUCAGGCAUUAAGGAUAAAUAAGGAUGAACCAGUUUUUUUUUUUCCAAUUCUUUUGUGGUUUCAAAACAUUUUGUUCUCAAGCAAUGUGUUUUGAUACUCCAUUUGGAUAGACUAUUUUGAUACUGCAAAUAUUUUAAAUUUAGCAAGUUUAAUGCUACAUUUAAUUUAAAUCUUUUUUUUUCAUAGAAAUAUUUAAAAAUGAGAGACAUAUGUGCCUGGUGUGCAUGUCUUGGAUUCAAUUUCAAUCUUUCAUUAUAAAACUGCAAGGAUUGAAAAAAAAAUAAAAUCUUUUAGAUUUAUGUCAUCUUGUUUCCAUCCUUUUAACUACAACACAAAAAUAAGAAUCCAAAAGAUUAGAGGAAGAGAAUAUUUAAAUGAUUUGUUUGUCUCAUAAAACUGCCUUCUCAGGUUGGUGUCAUGCUGAAGCCAUUCUUACCUCAACUCCAAACCACUUUUGUCAAAGCCAUCAAUGAUCCCAAUCGUACAGUUAGACUCAGGGCGGCCUCAGCUUUGGGAAAACUUAUAUUGAUUCACACCAGGGUGGAUUCUCUCUUCAAUGAACUCAUCGCUGGUUUCAAGAGCACAGAAGAUUACAGUAUCAAGUGAGUUGGUCCAAUACAAUGUGUUGUUGCAUUCAUGUUUUUUUAAUCAUGAUCAUAACUCCUUGACGACAUAGUUCGUCUGAAAAUGACUUAUGGUGCAUCUAAACACAUAGUAGUGCAGACAGAACUAAAUUAAUUUCAAAACUAACAACCAAUUAGUCUUGUGGAUAUUGACUUGUAAUUUUUUUCACACCAUACGUUGUUUAUUAUAUCUGUUGAGGGUUAGUUUUGUUGCUAUAUGUUCUCAGCGCCAUGAGGCUUGUGAUGUAUUGGUGACUUGAUUUUAUGUAUCGGUGACAUAGUGUCAAGACUGCCUUUGAGUAUGGGCAAUUCAUUUGGUAGUUACUGUCUGGUUUUUAGAAAGGGUUGUGAUUGUUACCCUCUAGCAAGUAGCGCAUAUUUGAAUUAUUGUGUCUUCUCUUAUGCCUUUUUAACCCCGUCUGGGGCAUAGGCCAUCCACAAGAAUUUCCCAUUCAUCACGGCCCUGUGCUUUCCUUUCCAGUUGCUUUCAGGUGUAUCCCAUAUUUUGCGUGUCUGCCUCUAGCUGGCGUCUCCAUGUAUUCUUUGGCCUUCCUCUCUUUCUUGUUCCCUGUGGAUUCCAUGUUAGAGACAUUGGGGGGUGAUGCUAUCUGGGGGUUUUUGGAUUAUUGUUUAACAAUGAUAAAUAACUUGGAUAGACAUUUACGUUGUUCUUGGAAUAGGACUUGCGUUCAUUUUUAAUGUGCCAGUAAAAAGGGAAGAGAGCAGUUACAUCACUGUCCCACUUGCAUCUAAAAUAUUAGUAUUUAUCUAUCUCACUUGUUAUCAUUAAUUGGAUGGCAAAAUGAUUCAAACACGCUUUCAUUAAGACAUAGUUUUAUUCCACUGGAAGUAAGCAUUUUUCUAUUACAUUAUUAGUGCAGUCAAAAUAAGGAUCUACUGAAAAAAAGAUGUAUUAUCAUUAGCCUGACUUAUUUUGCACUCUGUAUGUAACCCAUUUUCAAAAACUUUCUAAAGUAUUAUUUCAUUGAAAAAAUUUAAGUUAAAAAUUAAUCCUUUUUGCACAUUGUGGUUAAAAAAAAUGUAGCAAGGUUGUUUUAAAGUGCUGCCUGCAUCUCAUUGAUCAUUUCAUUGGUUUGGUCUCUCUAGAGAUACAUUUGUACAGGCUAUCCGUGCCUGCCUCCAGGGAGCUGGUUCAAAAAUUGCAGACGCUGGCCGCAAGCAGUUGACUCAAACACUCGUGGCCCUCAUUGCAUCUACAGAAGACAGCACUCGAAUGACAGCAGCUGGCUGUUUGGGCACCUUGUGUGCCUCCCUUCCUGAUGUCGAACUUUCUGAUCUGAUGAUUCAACAUCUUUUAGGUAAGAUUUUUUUUAAAUUCAGAAAUUUAUUGUCAGAAAUUUUUUUUUAGGGCUGCGUUCCCUAAAGGGUGGUACAUGGACUGACACCUUUCUGCGAGCUUAACAUUGCUGGCUCAAGCAACAUCAAUAUUUAUGGUCAAAUGAAGAAAAUAUAAUAAAUUAAUCUGGCACAGGCCCCUGGUACAUUUUGGAAACUUGUCCACCGGUCCGCCAAACUUAAAAUUUGGGAACCACUGUUGUAUAGUUUAACACUUACAUUACCAAGGCCUACCUGAUUCAUUUCCCGUCUAUACUAAGCCUGUAUUGCAAUGGGUAAAAGAAGGAAAUAGUGGAACGGGGUAUGUUGGAGCUAGAAGUGAAAGGACAAUAAAAAGAUCCGGUGAAAGGAAUUGUUUUGCAAACCAAACAAAAAACAAGGAAAUAGACAUGAGUUAAGAACCUUUGUGUUGGUAGUGCCCUAUGGUGUAGACAAAUGCUAGAGGCGGAAGUGUUAUAUUAUUGGCAUGAGUUUGGUUAUCCAAAACCAAACAUCUGUACUGGCCAAAAGAUGACACAGAAAUAAGGAUGUGACAAAUCAUUUUUAAAAUCAUUAUAACUAGACGGCAUAGCAUUUUUUGGGGGGUUUUUCUUGGCACUGUUCUUGAGUGUUUCUGUAUACAUCAUUCAAACCUUCUGACUUUCUCAUCAAAUGUAUCUAUAAUAUGGGUUAUAUGUGGAAUGGCGUGAAGAGUCACUAAAUGUAGGCUACAUUUACUUAAAACAAGGUUACCAAAAAAGAGAAAGGAUCUACUGUGUCAGACUUAAAAAGCUUAAUUUUGAAAAUGCUUUGAUAACAACCUGAUAAAAACAACUUAUUAUUUGUACCUAAGGCAUUAAUUGUGUUUAGCCCAUUAGCUUAACAAAAUUGUAACAAUUCAGUUUCGUGAGUUUUUAUUUGGAGUCAACAAUAUUUCAUCUCUCUUCCAACUGAAUUAAAUCUUUGUCGUUUUAAUUCUCAGACACAGACCCAAGCCUGGACUGGACAUUGCGCCAUGGACGUAGCAUGGCUCUGAGUGUAGCACUGAAGGACGCACCAGAGAAAGUCCUGAUGACGUCUCUGAGGAAAAGUGUUGAGUCAACCAUUGGAAAACUAGUAGCAGCUGAUAGAGUGAGUUUCUUGUUCAGUGCUGCAUAACAAUGCAAUUUACAUGACUGUCUUUUAUGUUAUGUUGCGUUCAGUUCCCAAAAGCCAGUUCUUAACUUUUUAAUGGCAAUAUUCCAAGGCAAUCUCUGUUGGAACUUGCCCAUAUGUACAGCUUUCCAUUACCCUCUACUAUAGUCUUCCUAAAUCAGAUUAUGGAGAAAAUAAUUUCUUUACCAUCGAGAUGGCAGCACCAGAUCGAGGGAACUCUGGGAAAUAUCACAGCUGCCUCAGCACCAUGAUCAGGCUAUGGACAACUUGCCUCAGUACUAUGAUCUUAAGUGUUGCUAGAAAAAAAGAUGUAGACAAUAAUUUAAAUAAAAAAGAAUGGAAAUCAAUUUAUAGUUAGCAUGCUUUAAAUGUCUUACUUUAUUUGACCUCUUCAGAAAUGCUCACCAGGAAUUUUUAAUAGUGUCAAUUCAAUUUUUAUCAAUAUAUUCCACCACCCCUUUUUCCAGAUUCCUAUAAGUCUCAGUGGUCUGAGGGCUGCUGGCUACCUACUACAAUAUCUCUUGAAAAAUGACAGUAGCUCACCCUCUGUGGGAGAAUUUGAGACAAUUCUUGUCAAGGUUUGAACAAAUUUUAAUAUUCUUAGAAAAUGACUUAUGGCCCCAACAUUUUUCAUUCUAUGGACUUUAUUUCAACAUUAUUCAACAUUUCUACACAUUGAAUGAAUCCUGUCUGGACAGAAUUAAAUAUUAACACACAUCCAACUUAAAUUUUGUGUUUGUGGGUGUUCAUACACUACUAAAACCAAUGCUGCAACCUCUAUUUCAUUGCCGUAUUCAAGAUAAUGCUCUGGCAUCAGUUGAUCUCUCUGUCAAUUUAAUUGUUACUGCUGUUUCAGAGUAUGAAGGCGGAAUCCAAUGAUGUCAAAAUUUUGGUGGCCCAGAUCAUCUCUUUCUUAGCUGAUCAGCAGGAAGGAAGGUUUCCUGGGGAUGUGCAGCUGGUGCCAGCUCUAGUGAUGGGAACCAAGGAGAAAAACUCCAUGGUCAAGUCCAGCUGCGAAGGGGCCCUUGUGCAUCUCUUGAGGUUGAGGACAGGAGACCAGUUGUAUCAGGUACAUCAGUUGUUAGAAGUGUUGCUGGAAUGACACAUCCUAAUUCUGAGUAGCCCAAUUUUACUGGGGUUACGACUGUAACCGCUCACACUGUUGUUGUUAAUGCAGGGGUGAUAGUUAGCCAAAUCUAGAACACAACAGUCACAUCCACAUCAAGACAUCAUCAACGUUGUCAAAUGAAUUACAGAGUCACAUGAUAAUCAAAUCGGCACUUUAUUCCAAAUAAGACCGUAUACACAUGAUAAAUAAAUAACGUCCCCAUCAGUGCAGGAUUUCCAUGAAUAUAUUUAUAUUCACUUCUCUGUAUUAAAUAAAUAUCUUUCUACCAUCCUCACAAUUAUUACACACUUUACAAUAGCACAGAAUCAACACAACCUCUUCCAACAUGGAUGCCUAAACCUGUCCGUUAUAUCGCUACAAAAUUGUGUCUCAAAUGAUAAGUCUUAACAUCAAUUUAGCAUGCAUAAAGUCAUACUGUUACAAAGACAUGUAAAGAAUCCAUUUUGUUUUGAUAAUAGUAUACUUUUAUCAAAAUGCUGCCAUUCUAUAGAUGAUAACCUGUUAUCUGCAAGCUCAUCUUUGUCUUUAGAAUUAUUGGCAGAUUCUUAAAUGUCUGAAAACAUAAUUGACAUAUGUUACAUUUUAUAAAUUUAAAUCUUUGGCACAAUAUGCAUUUAACAUUGGUUAUAUUUAUAUGUUUGACUUACAAAUAUUUAUUAGAUGUAAUUCACUUCCAACAAUGCAGAAGUUUUCAAAUGAAACCAGCAAAUGCUCCAUUUCUUCUAGCAUCGUCUCAAUACAAGCUGGGAAAUUAAGCUUUCUGUUUGAUACUUUUUUAACUUGAGAGUGCAAAUAUUCAAUUUAUUACAUUAUUUUGAUUUAAUGGUAAUAUUUUUUUAAAACAAUAUUAGUUUCAGAAAUGAAUUUCUGUAGAACCCAGGCUAAUGAACUUAAUCCGAUCUAUGACUCCUUUCUUAAACCGAAAACUUUCACUGACCUAAAUAAUUUUUAUUUUGGAAUCAAUGUAAAUUCAAGUAAUCUGUUCUAGCCCAACAUUUUAGUUGUGUUUCUUUAAUAUAAAAUAUCAUUUGAUUUGACCUAGCAGCCUCUCCAUGUCUUACAACACAACGAGUUCCACUUCUUCGGCAAAGUUGAUCAAUCCACUCUCUACUCAAUUUCAAGUCUUCAGUUUAUGAUCCAUUUUCAUUUAUUCAAAUUAACAAUAAUUUUUCUACUUUUUUUUAACACUUUAGACCUUAGCUUCAUUUAGCUACAUCAGUGUGACAUCAGCAGCCUUUAUGCCUCUUUUUAUUUUGGAUUUGUAGAGAUGGUCGAUUUUGCCAUGUUGUAUUGCUUGGGGAUGUAGGAAAAUAUCAUAUUUAAAUAUAAUUUCUUUAUUUACUGCCAUACUAACAGGAUCCCUUUGAAUAACAUUUUUCUCCUUGUGUGCCAUAAUGAGGGAUAAACUACAGAAAAUCAUUGUUAUUGAACACAGCCUUUGAACAAUUGAUGUUUGCUGGCAACACACCAAAGCACAUUUGAGCUAGGGGGAAUGUGUGUUUUGUGGACAGGCACAGUCAUCUGCUCGUAACUCCAAUUAUCAUUCAUUAACAAAUUUUGUUUGAUUGUACUAUUGGACACAAAUUUUGUUUGUUAACCGAUUUGUUCAUUAAUCCGAGGCUCCACUGUAGUUACGAAAGUAAAAUUACUAACGUUAGCUGGAGUUAUCCUUUUAAACCUUUAUUUCUUCAGAUCAUUAUUUAUUUACUAGAUAUAGCCUGCCAAACAUUGGCGACAGCAAUGCGUAAACUUCCCAUCUACUAAAGUUACUUGACAAAAACGUGAACUCUAUUUUGCUACACCACCCUCCCCUCCCCCUGCCUCCCCCCCCCCUACCUUUUCAUGAUACGUCACUGCACACUUUUUAUUUCACUCCCAUGAACUCUAUAAAUAUACCCGACCCGCGGCUUAGCAGACGCCGUGAGCUUGUUGGGGUGUGCGCGUGGCUGGCAAGCAAGGGUGGUCUAGGAGGGGAGGGGGGGCGGUAGCCCCACCGCAGUGCGCAUGUCUCGAGACCAAUGAUGGGCAGGCAAGGAAAGGGAGGGUAGGGUUUGCCUGCGUCGUGCUUGCUCUUGCGUAUGUAUAUAUAGCCUGCGUGGUCGUUGUCUUCUUGUUUGCCCUACUUCUGGCGAAUUAUAUAUAUAGAUUGUACUAUUGGACACAAUUUAAAAUUUAGCUCUACUUAUAGUUGCAGGUUGGGUGGAAACAGAAAAAAAAUUUUUAGCUUAGCACUAAUAGAUUUUGUACCAAAAGUGAAAUUCUGACGCUAUUUGAGAUUUUCAUGGCAAUGGCCACAUGACAUCACUUGAUUUCUGGAAUGAAACCGAUUAGCUUUAUGAAUGUGAUUUGUUCAGGAAUAAUAAAUCAAUCUGUUUAAUUGAGAAUUACCCAGUUUAAUUUACACUAAUAACAUUUGACUAUUUCAUUGACAGGAAAUGCUCUCCUCUCUUGACUUGGGCAUGCAGGAUUCUCUCAAAGAAGUUGUUUCCCGUUCUCUGAGAAAAAUUGCUUCACAGCCUGAAUCCCCAGUGGAGGAAAUUGAUGACACACUCUUGAGAUGAUUAUUGAAACGGUUUGAAAGGGACAGAAGAAACCAAUUGUGUUUGAUUUUAACUUUUUCCCUGGCAUCAGUUUGUAUUUAUAUGAUGGUAAUUUUAUUUUACUGCAAAGUCUUUAUGUCAUUAGCAAGGGAAUGUAAUUUUGUUGUUUGGCUCUUUGUCAAAAUUCGGCACUGAGCUGAUGUUGCAUUUAUGCAUGCGUGACUGAAUGAAUACGAGUUGAAUAAAAGCGUCAGAGAAUUAUACAUUUUUUUUUAAUCAAAGAAAAAAUUGCCAUUUACAAAUGAACUUUUGGGGAACAUGGUGGCAAAAUAUUUGAUAUAUGAUAUUUUCCCAGGUUGUUUGUUUAUUUACUUCAUUUCUGUUAAUUUUUUAAAUAUUAAGUUAAUAUAAAGCUUUCUUUAGAACGGUAGCAAUAUUUUAACAAACAUAAAAUCUUAUCAACUGAGUUAAACCCUAAUAUUCAUCCACUGCCUUCUUCUUCAUCAUUUGGCAUUGAGGUAUCAACUCAAGAUUUCUGGGACCUUUUUUUUUAUCCUCCUUUUGUUGUGUCCAAUUUUCAAGCUCAAAUUUUAAUUAAUAAUGUGUUUAAUGACCAUUAGAGAUUGUUAGUGAGUUGUUUGUCAUAUCUUGUAUUCAUCCCAACCCUCAUUGAGGCACUGUACAUUAAAUAUUCUUGUUUUUAAAUUAAACCUCAAGGAGAUAUUGAAAAUAAGGUGAUUAUAGUUGCGUCAAACAAAAAAUGUGCACAUAUUUGUUUUAUUUCAGUUUUUUUAUUGUGUGAACAAUUUUAGUUAUUUCUUGAUUUGCAUAUUUCCUGUAUUUUCAUCUAUAAAAAGAUAAUUUAAAGGGUUUUAGGGGCCUGUUGCCUGUUGGCUAAGUGUAGUGAAAUGAAACAAGGUUCACUAGUAAAUAUAACUUGACUAUGUUAUCGAUAAUAUCUUGAACCCCUUGGAAUUGAGAUCAUUACAUGUUCUUUCUUUUUUUUUUAUGUCUUGAAGAUUAAUUUAAGAUGUUUAAUGAUAUCCUGUGUGAUGUCUGAAGGAAAUAUAAGAUGGAUUUUGUAAGCAAAGAAAAUAAAAAAAAAUUACUGAUAGGCUUACUACAUGUUUUGCUGACAUAUUUAAUCUUCAAGAUAGAAUUUAUUUAAAAAAGUUUUAAUUUAAACAAAAGCUAAUUAAAAUAUUUUACCACUUUAUACCGAUUUAUUGUUGGUUUCGAAAUAUUUAUUGAGUAUUCGCCUAUAGGGUCUUCCUAGAGGGCCCAUAAGAGCCAUUGAUGCUGUUCGUUAUAAAAAAUUGUCAUUGUGAGAAUAAAAACCAUCAUCUAAUUGAGGUAUUUUUAAUGAACCAUGAGCAAGGCCAUUGACAAAAAGUUUUCACUGUUUGUUUGAUUUAUUUAAAUUUGCAUGUCUGCUAAAGCUUUUCAGGACUUCAAUGCUGGAGCAGUGUUGCACCCCACAUGUUUGUUUCCUUUAAUAGAAAGUUUAAACUAAAAAUUCUUCUCUAGCUAUUCAGGUGCAUGCCGAGUUUAUUGGAGGGUUAUACGAUUUCGUACGACUUGAGAAUCAGUAAGUUGUACCAAAGAUAGAAUCAACUAUACAAACUGAGAAAAAAAACUAUAUUAGAGUAAUCUCACACAGAUUUAACAAAUUGUAACUGAAAAAAUACUGUUUAUUUUAAAAAAUCAAACUUCAUGCAUAAACUUACUUAGGUACCGGUAAGUUAUUUAUCAAAAUAAAUAAAUAAGCCAAAAAUGAACCAGCCAUAUGCAAUUAACACCUAUAUAUUUCUAUUUGCAGCUUUAUUUUAAACUUUAAGAAUUAAU
Lymnaea stagnalis (great pond snail) is the source of this 52520-nucleotide messenger RNA. The record is from the annotation of a GenBank genome assembly. NCBI's taxonomy places the organism in Eukaryota, Metazoa, Mollusca, Gastropoda, Lymnaeidae.